CCCGCCCGGGGGCUGGGACUCCGCACUUCCUGCUGCCAGACGGCCCAGCCAGGCUCCAGUUACCUACUUACUGCUAACUCGGGGCCUGUGCAGGGGAACCGACUUCCAGCUAACGACAGGGAGGAUGAGCGGCUGAGAAUCUGGAUCGUACUCCAACCCUACUCAGUCUACUGCUAGUCCCCUCUGCCAAACCCAGCAUGUCCGGCACUGGCUAUAACUCCCAAAAUGGGGGAUCAGGGCCGCCCCAUGCUAACGGUGAGUGUCUGACUAUCAGUCUGUGUUGAUGAAGGUGAAGAAGCCUUAGCCCCAUAGCAGGGUCGCAAGCCUUGGCCCUCACAGCAGAUGGUGUUAAAGGGUUGAGGAUAGCACGUUAGAGGACGUGCUGUCAGGACCCUACACUGGGGUUUGGGGGAUUCCCUGCCUCACACUGGGGGUGUUCUGUGUGACUGAUAUUUAUUAAUUUAUAACUUUCUCAGUGGGGACAUUGGAGAUAAUUAUAAACAGAUAGCAUCGCUGUAGAGGGACUGGGUCUCUAUGGGAACUCUCUUCUUGUAGGAGAGGGAGUGAGUGCUCUGUGUGUUAUGUAGUACAUGUCAGGCCUUGUGAUGUAGUUGCUGGGAUCUCCAGGAUGGCCGUGGUGCAGGCCAGGAUUUGAGACUCGUUUCACUGUUAUGAAGUGGUCAAAGGUUAGAAUGUUUUGUAAGUCCAUUGGCUUGUUUCAGAACUGUUUAUUAUCUUUGUCUAGUGUUCUGUUCCACAGUGAUAUAUAUAUAUAUAUAUAUAUAUAUAUAUAUAUAUAUAUAUAUAUUACUCUUAGCUUACAUAUGUUGCAUCCUUUAUAGGCGUAAUGGAAGAAAUCAGAUUGUGCUGGAGAACCUCAAGUCCACAUUUUCACUACCCCGUGAAUCCAGUUUUAGUUGCCGAUGUUUAAUGUGAUUUAUAGGAAGUUAUAAAGUGAAUUAUUGAAUGAUAAACUCAACAGGCAGACUUGAGUAGUAACAUUUUCCCAGUGGUUCUGGCAUAGAGAAAAGCUUGGUAACACUGGCUCACUUCAUAACAAUGUGACUAAAACAAGGGUUAUCUUCUGCUUACUGCCAAAUGACUUAAAUAUACCGAGCAACCUAUAGCAGUGCCUCACCUUUUACUGCUAUUUGAUUGCAUCAUCACACAUAGAUGCCUACUAGAUGAGAUUAUAUAUAUAUAUAUAUAUAUAUAUAUAUAUAUAUAUAUAAAGUUCAUAGCCUGUUUUCAUACUGUGAGUAGUAGUAAUUUAGCUAUUUCCUUACACAUUAUGAUUUUGUGAUUGGUUUUUAGCAUACCCAUUGAUUUAGCCAUUCAUGUUAUCAGUAGGCUUUAAUAGCCAAACUGAAUCUAAAGCUUCCCAUUACCUUGUUGAAUUUGGUUUCAGUGUCUGGUGUACUUUUCCCUAUCCACAGCUAGAUAACCAUUUAGCUGACUUGGAUGUAUAUUACUAUUUUUUUAUAGUAACAGUUAAACUUGACAUCACAAGUCACUCUGAACGUGACCGGAUGUUCAGGAUACUACAUAUAUACUAUAGUUUUGGUCUGAAUCAUGUGCCCUAAGGAGGAACCUCUCUUGACACCAAGUAAACUCUGCAUCAUCAAGUAUUUAAUUGCAUGCUUUACAGCAGUAGAGAUAUUUUGAAAUUUAAAGUUUAUUCCCACUGACCUCAAUCCAUACAUGCAUCCAAUCCACAAAUUUCUUUUAUUUUUUUUAAUCAGCCUAUCUGAUUAAAUGAUCACUUCAUUUUAUGGCCCUAAAACUUUACCUUUAUCUUUUAAUGUCUUUUCAAUUUUGUUCUCAAACUUGCAGUUUUUAAUUAAGAUCUGCAAAGACAGCCAUAUAAAGAGGAGUUGUCAUUAAAGGGUUACUACAACCCCCAAAAAAGUGUUUUUCAUAAAGCACUGGUUUUGGUUGCAGUAAACCCAUUUGUGCUGGUCUUUCACGCAUCAAAAUAAACAACUUAAACCUCUUUUUCUCUCAGCCUGAUUCUAUUUGGUUGGCUUCACUAACCUUCGUCUGAGGGAAAGGGUUGUCAUAGAGGACGGCCUAAGGUGGGAGCACAGAUGCUGCUAUUGGCAGUGUGUCCUGGUGUCAGAUGCCAGUUUUGCACAGAAUUGACAUUAGCUAGCCUUCCGUAUGUGGGAAAGCUAUUUAAUCGAUACAUCUGGCUAAUGAUGCAAAAAAGGUUAUUCACUGUAUGUGCAGUGUUUCAAAGCAUAAUGCAGCACAUACAGACUCCAGGCCCCAUGACUACAUCAAAUCAAUGAAGUGGCUAUGGUGCUUGGCGCAAUCCUUUUAUGUGUAUUUAGAGGUAAUAUGCUCACCUCUUGUUCACUUGACGCUCCCCCCUCAUUUGAUCAAACAAAAACAGCAUUUAUAUUUGUUUAAGUUGGAGUGCUAUUAAAAUGUCUCAUUAACAGUAAAGUGUUUGCAGAGCAGCACUGUUUGUAGUGGGGUUUUUAGAAGUGCCGUAGAAAUUUCAAGUUUGAAGGCAGGAUAUCCGCUUCGAGGGCUGAGGAAAGGGGCAGAUUGUUAUAGUACUGUAAAGAUUGUACAGCCUCUGUAGGGCGAGUUGCAGCCCCCUUAAUACAAAUGUUUUAAAGGAACCCUAUAGCGUUAGGCAUAUAAACCUGAAUUCCUAAUGCUUUAGUGUCAUGGUCCCUUGCUAGAUAAGUCCGCCGUGUGUUAAAUAAAAAUAACAAAAUUAGAGCUUUUAUUUAUUACUGGUAUUUAUAAAGCGCCAAACAUUCCGCCGCGCUGUACAAUUGGGAAAAAGACAAUACAAUAAGAACAGACCGAUACAACAGGUAGAGGACCCUGCCCCUGAGAUUACAAUCUAAAUGUAAACUGUGGAGGUGAGACAAAAAGUAACAGAGGAAUUUGUAUGAGAUGGAAUAGAGUUAAUGGUAUAACUGCAGCAGCUGAUAGCAUGUGAAGGUAAUGAGGAGAUGAUUGUAAGAUGAAUGAAAGCCGGUAGAAUAGCUUCUGAUUUUCAGUCUGAAUCUUUAAAGGGCAGUCUUCCAAUUAAAUGGGUCUAACUCUCCUAUUUUCAGCCUUGGCACUGCUUACCUCUCUGCCUGCUUCAAUAUCAUAAAGAAAACAUGGCCUACUCUAGCGUGAUCCAAUACUCUUUAUAGAAGACCAGUGGGGAACUGAUGCACAUGCUGUUGAAUCAAUGCUUUCUAAUGGUGGCUUCCAUGUCACAUGAAAGUAUUUUUCUCGGUCAAUGCAAUGGAUGUGUCUCUAGUGGCUGUCAACCACUAGAAAUGGAACUAACCAGCAAUGUCAAUAUUGCAGUUUCUUUAAAAAACUAAAUCUGCAAUGUUGACAUUGCAGGGUUAAUAGUACAGGGUCACUGCUCCCAGAUCACUUUAUUGAAAUAAAGUGGCUUGGGUGACUUUAGUGGUCCUUUAAUAAGGGGGGAGGGGGGUGGAGGGGGAGAACAAAUUUUAUAAUUAUAGGAAUGUCUUUAUGUAAAAGACAAAUUUGCAUUUGUGCAAUCUGAACCUUUUAACUGGGCUACUUUUUUUUUUUUUUUUUUUUAAACGUGUUUUCAGAGUGAUGUAAAUCCACAUUGGAACAUCAAGAAGUUUGAGGUUACAAUAAAAGGUUGUACAUCACUAUAUACGUACACACUCAUUGAUGAACAGUACUGAUCAUUUGUGCUAUAGUGAUUGCAACAGCUCUGUAAUAGUGCACAACACUUUAAGAUCUAAUUUUUGAUGCCAAAAUAUUGAUAGUGAAUUAACGCAAUGUAAUUUUCUGGAGAAUCGAAAUGAUCAAACUAUUGUUUUCAGUUUUGUAUAAAACUCUAAAAACUGUAAAGGAAAUGUUUUAUACACAUUAAAAGUUCUUUCCCUGCAAUUUCCCUAUCAGUUCUCAGCAAUUCCUUGUUUAUGGAAUAAAACACAUUAUCAUGCUUGUAUCUGUAUAAUUGAUAUAGUGCUGAGGUGUGCAAGGGGGUAUGUUAUCCUGUGAUUUCCACCUGACAGAUUUCCUUUCCAAACAGGUCGUGUUUCAGGGAUUUGUUUGUAUUACUGUAGCAAUUUAUGAAGAAUCCUGGCAUAUUUCCUAUACUCGUUGUCUUCCUGCUACACUUACAACCGUUCUUGCCACAUGUACAGCUUUCAUAAACUGUGAUGUGGCUUUAACUUUUAUCAUGUUGUUUUACUCUACUUAAUCUUGUUAACUGUAAAAAUAAUUUUUCUUUGUUCUUUUGACAUUACUGUAAAUAUAACAUUUAUUUGGUUAUUUUUUACUAAAUUGUUAUUUACAUGUAUUUUUCCCAUCUCAGAUCCUACAUCAUGAUAUUUUAUCCAUAUGGAAUUGAGAGGGGGGGGAAUCAGCAGAACUAGAAACCAAGUUUACUAACUAAAGUUAUUAAAGUAGCACACCAAACACAGAACCACUAUAGUACAGUGUAAAGAGUCUCCAUACAUUAACAUUCCGUUAAAGUGAAACUGUGUUUGGGUGGUUUGAGGAAAGCUGGGACUUUCCUGUUUAAAAUCCAGCCCCUUUUCUGCAUUUUGUCUAAUGUGGAAGUGAGUACUGUAUCUUUCCUUAGUCCAAUAUUGAGACUCCGUAAUAGGCUACAAGUACUAGGCUAACUUGCUUGCAAACUUCUCAGCUUUUUUUUGCCUUCCAUAGUUCACUUCUGCUUUAUCCAAAAUACAGCAGAAGGGCAUGGCUUUAGUUGCUCUGGACAGCACAUCAAACCAGUCAAAUGAUCUUCCAAACCAAGGAGUCUGUGCUAGACUCUGCACUAUAACAUUGAGCUUUAGUGGUUUUGGUACUUAGAGAGCCCCUUUAACACAGAAAUAUCCGAAUUUUUUUUUUUUUUUUUUUUGUGUAAAACUCAAACUUUAACAUUGAUUUAUAAUACUUUUUAAAAGCUUAAAUGGCUGAUGUCACACCCACAAGCCUAAAAGCAGUGGCCUCCAUCAAACACUUGGAGAAGAAUUCUUGCUUGAUGCCACGCAUGAAUAAAAUGUUGCCUGAAAGAUGAGGAAGUCCGCUUGAAGGACGAAACGCAUAGGGCUGGGAGAAAGACCUAGUGAAUAUAUUAUUUUAUCUCAUAUUUUUCCUGUUAUUUUAUUUUAUGUGUAUGGGCUGAAAGCUGCCAUAUAGUUGCCGACUACAGAGGACUGUGUUACAUCAUACCCUAAGGCUGGAUAUAUACCUUACUAUAUGCAUACUUGAAGAAUUCAUCUUGUAAAUGAAAGUAUUUGAACUUUUAAAGGAAUACACUGUUUGCCUUUCUCCCUCUAUUUUCCAUAUGGUCUAUGGAUUGAGAAAACACAACAGAAGGUUUACAUCUCAUAAACAAACCUUUACGUGCCUGUUACAAGUUACUACUUGUGAGUAACCCUACAUAACCCAUAGCUCAUCGCAUCUUUUCACGUUACUCCAGUUUCGCCCUUCAUUUUAGAUUGUAAUUUGCAUGUUCAUAUAAUAGAAGAUAAGCGGAAUCUUCUUACAAUCUUAAAACUAUAUAAGGGUAUUUUUACCACUUAUAUUUUCACGUGGCUUGGGCGUGCUAUUGUAUAUAUUCUUUGGUUAUAUAUUAUAUUUCUAUAUUAAGAAAUUAAUUCUGUCUGGAUGUCAUCAGCAAGAUCAUGAAUAAACACAAGAGUGUUGUUCGAAGGUGGUACAGCUUCAAUUAUUUUACACAACGUCUCACUUAAAAUACACUUUUUCUUUUGCACAUGGUUUUAUUGAUAACUCAAUUUUGUGUGUGCUGUGCGAUAACUUGCUAUGUAAGAAUCCUCUGUGGCAUUUUAAUGUUUACAUUUUUUUUUUCUUCAUAAACUGUUUCAUCUUCUGAUCCUUUGAUACUUAGAUCUUUGUACUCUGCGUGGUUUUGCUCUAAAUGACAACGUAAUUUAGCAGGUGCCAAAACUAGCAAUAUUUUCUUGCAAAGUAAGCAGCGUGAUUCAGGGCAAUGUUCAUUUCUGGCUUCUAUGAAUCCAACUGACUAGUAACUGUCAUCAUAUAUUUAAAUUUUUUUGUUUGAGAAGAUUUGGUAGCAUUAUGUGCUUUUCUUGUUAUCUUCAACUAGUCACUUGUCUCUGAUAUAUGAGUAACAGUAGGUUCAACUACAUUGCAACUAUUUUCUUGAUUUCUUCUUGUAUCUUCCUUCUCCGUUUUAUAUAAAUGUCAAACAAUUAGUUGUAAUAUAUAUUUUUUUUCCUCUUGAUAGUUUCUUACUUUAACCAGCUGUCCAAAUUCAUGGUUGUUGGUUCUGUCUUGGAGUAAAAAGAACACUUUUCUAACCUUGAAAUAAUCAUAUUUUAGUAAAUGAGUAAAAGGCUGCACUUCUGUUCUCAGCUGUUAUUAAGCAAGUAAAGUGCAUUUUGGUUUAAGUUUUUGGAGUAAAAAGAACACUUCCCUAAUCUCGAAAUCAACCGAUUUUAGUACUUGAGUAGGUGCUGGCAAAUGGCAACAGUACUUUGAUUGCCCACCAUGACAACUCAGGCUAUUCUUUGAGUAAAUCACUCAAGAAAACAAAAAUAAACAAUAAGAGAAGUAUCUUAACCCCUUAAGGACACAGCUUCAGAAGCUUGACUUACGCUUAAUGACACAAGCAAUUUUUGCAUUUUCUUGCUGUUUGCGUUCAACUGCAAUUUGCAUCUCUCUCAUUUAUUGCACCGACACAUAUUAUAUACUGUUUUUUAAAGGACAGAAAGGGCUUUAAUUUGAUAUAACAUAUAUAUAUAUAAAUGCUUACUUAUUAUAAAAAAAAUACAGAAAAAUGCAAAAAAAAUGAAAAAUAUUGUUUUUUUUUUACAGUUUUUGCAAUAAUAAUGUGUGCAUAAUUAGUGCAGGUUAAGGAAAGUAAUUAAAAAUAAAUUAAUUUAGUUGUUCUGAUUUACAGAAUAUAUAAUGUGUCUGGGAUUUUAAGUUUUUUUUGGUAGUUACAGGUCACAAAGCACAAGGAGUAAAAUAAAAUUUUAAUGUGGAGCGAUUUUAGAAUUUGGUAUGUUUGUCUUGUAAGCUUAAUAGCCAUAAAAGAAAACAAAAUUGCCACACAAAAGUAUAUAUUUAUAUAAAGUAGACAUCACGGGCUAUUUACCUAAGGUUGUUUUGACACUUUCUACGUAGCCAUAUUACCGCCAACCUCUGCUAAAUAUUGGAGUAAAAUUGUGUUCUUUUUGGUUUUUGGCACACAAACUUAUAACAGAGAAAUUCUCGUGUAUAUUUUGUAAAGUUGGUGUGUGCUAUUCCUGUACAAAGUUUUAUUUUGUGUUCAGUUACAUCUGCUGAGUAAAAUGACACCCCCAUUGUAUGUCUUUUGCACUAUUUCGUGAAGUUACAGUGCCAUACAGGAUACCUGUCCUUUUCAGUAUUCACAGUAGAAUGUUGAGAGAUAAAUUUAAUGAGCCUUAGCUUCCAUUUGGGGUAUUAUAACAGUUUGACUGUUCAAAAAACCCCACAAAGGCCUACCAUUUGUAAAAGUAGACACUCCAGGGUAUCUCAUAAGGUGCAUAUUGUGCCUUAACAUGCCCCCAUUUUUUCACCAAUAUAUGCCAAAGUAUGUGGUAAAAAAAAUUUUGUGCAUUUUUUACAUACGGAUUGCAUUUUUGCUGGGCGUUUUGUAUAUUUCAUAUGUGCCACUAAGUUCAAACCUCCCAAAUUAUGCUCAGCUAAGUCUUCUGAGUAAAAUGACACCCCAUAUGAAUGUCUUUGUCACUAUUUUGUGAAGCUACAGUGCCAUAUAGGAGACCAAGCCAUAUCCGUUUUUACCAAACUUUGAAUUUUGACGCUGGGCCUAUGUGCAAUUUCCAAGCAUCUUCGCAGGUUUUAAAUUCAAUCUACCCCACAAAGGCCUACCAUUUCUUAAAGUAGACACCCCAGGGUGUUUCAAAAGGUAUAGUUUGAACCUUAGCGUGGGAUCAUUUUUCCGCUAGCUUGUACCAGAUGUAGUGGUAAUAAGCAUUUUUUCUGCUUUUUGACAUACAAAGUGAGUUUGCACAGUAUAUUUUGCAAACCUUAUGUGUGCUACGACUGUAUAAUACUUCAUAUGUUGCUCAGCUAUGUCGGCUGAGUACAGCAAUACCCCCGUAUGUACCUUUGCCAGGUAUGUGUGGACAUCGGAGGGGCACAUUUGGGACACAGCCAUUCCAGUUUUUUUCAAACUUUGAAUUUUUAUGCUGUGCCUAUGUCCCAUUUUAGAGUAUUUUACCAGGCUAUAUAAUCCAAAUUCCCCAUAAAGCCAUACCAUUUCUUAAAGAAGACAUCCCAGGGUAUUUCAAAAGGCAUAUUUUGAACCUUAGUGUGGGAUCAUUUUUCCGCUAGCUUGUACCAAGUGUAGUGGUAAUAAGCAUUUUUUCUGCCUUUUUGACAUACAAAGUGAGUUUGCGCAGCAUAUUUUGCAAACCUUAUGUGUACUAUGACUGUAUAAUACUUCAUAUGUUGCUCAGCUAUGUCGGCUGAGUACAGCAAUACCCCCGUAUGUACCUUUGCCAGGUAUAUGUGGAUGUUGAAGGGGCGCAUUUGAGACGCAGCCAUUCAGUUUUUUUCUAACUUUGAAGUUUUACGCUGUGUCCAUGUUCCAAUUUGGAAUAGUUUAGACGGUUGGUUAUUGAAACUUCCCCACAAACACAUACUAUUUAUUAAAGAAUACACCCUGGGGUAAUUCAAAAGGCAUAUUUUGAACCUUGGCGUGGGAUAAUUUUUUCUCUAGUUUGUUCCAGGUGUAGUGGUAAUGAGCGUUUUUAAAAUGUAUUUUUUUACUUUUUAUAACUUUUUUACUUUUAAAAACUAGUUUUUAAACUUUUGUUUUGCUUAUAAAUUUUUUUUAAACUUUCCUAAACUUUCUUAAAACUUUUUUACAGAUUUAACAUUUUUCUAAGCUAUUUUUUUUACUGUUAACCCCUAACUAGCAGUACGCAGCACUAACAGUAAAUUCCCCAUUUUCCCAUAACUCCCACCCACCCCAGCUAGCAAAAUAUAUAGUUAUAAAAUAUUUAAAUUAAUUAAUUAAAUAAAUUGAACCCCUGAGGGUUAAAAAAAAUAAAUAAAAGUUAAUCCUCAGGGGUUAAAAAAAAUUAGAUCACAGUAUAAUACUGUGAUCUCUAUUUGAUCGCUGUAGGCAGUGAUCGACUGGCAGGGAAGGGGUUAAUUUUUAUUUGGACUAGGUAAAGUGUGUUUUUUUGUUUUUAUUACUUAAAUGUUAUUAAAACAUUUUUUUAAGCUUAAUUUUUAACUUUUUAAAGUUUCUUUUAAAACUUUUUUUAACGUUAACCCCUAGUUAGCCUAACGUCAAAUCCCCCAAUUCCCCACUAACUUCCACCUACCCCAGCUAUCUAAAUAUAGAAUUUAAAAAUAAUUUAAUUAAUUUAAUUAAUUUACCCCCUGAGGGUUAAAAAAAAAGAAUUAACCCUCAGGGGUUAAAAAAAAAAAUCAGAUCAUAGUAAAAUGUAAUCCCUGCCAAUUGAUCACUGUAGUCAACACUUAGUAAACAAGUAAAGUACCUGUGCUUUAUCUGUCGAUAUUUGAGCAAAAUGCACUGUUGUGUAACCUCUAAGUAAUAAGAUUUUUGUACUUUUGGUGCAGAAGCUAUUUUUUGUGAUGAUUUCUACAGAUCGGUCCCUGACCCAUGGUUUACUAUGGCACAUGUACCAUGCAUGACACCUUAGGUACCUUUGCACAGCAUUCAAGCCUGCCAGAGCAAAGCAAGCUCUGGCCUAUAGCACUUUAGAUAUUUGCUAGUGCAGCCCAAGUGGGGCUUGCAGAGGGACAAUCUUAAAUUUCUGCAUCUCAGAUCACUUCCUCCCAGCACUUUAAAAAAAAAAAACCCUGCACUUUCACUGUCGAUGUCAUUGUUAUGAAACACUCAUAUUUGUGUUCUGCGAAAUCUCUUGAGUAUAACAGUACGCCCCAUGUACUGGUUUUAUAGUGGUUUUGAAAGUUACAUGGUCAAAUAUAAGGCAUGCCCAUUUAAUUUUUUUCAUUGAAAUUUGCCAUAUUGGUUAUAUUGCAUUUGAGACCGUAUGGUAGCCCAGGAAUAAGAAUUACCCCCAUGAUAGCAUACCAUUUGCAAAAGUAGACAACCCAAGGUAUUGCAAAUAGAGUAUGUCCAGUUUUUUCUAGUAGCCACUUAGUCACAAACACUGGUCAAAGUUAGCAUUCAUAUUCAUUUUUUGCAUUUUUUUUUUUUUUUACACACACACACGCGUGCUAACUUUGGCCAGUGUUUGUGACUAAGUGGCUAGUACAAAAGACUGGACAUACCCUAUUUUAAAUACCAUGGGCAGUCUACUUUUUCAAAUGGUAUAUCAUGGUGGGGUUUAUUUUCAUUUCUCGGCUGCCAUACUGUCUCAAAGGCAACAUAGCCAAUCUGGCAAAGCCCAAUUUACAAAAACAGAAAUUGGCUUAUGUUUGACCCUUUAACAUUCCAAAUCACUAUAAAUCCUGUACUUGAGGGGUGCUGUUGUACUCGUGAGAGAUUACUCUACACAAAUAUGAGUGUUUUAGAGCAGUAAAAUUUAUUUUCCUGAUCUCAUCGGUGAAAUGGCAGUUUGUGUAAAAAAAAAACCACUAAAAAAACAACAAAUAUAAACAGUAAUUUGGCUACUAAAAACAAGUGGAUAUACCCUAUUUUGAAUACCAUGGGUUGUCUACUUAAAAAUAAACAGUAUGUAAUAUAUGUGGGUACAGUAAAUGAGUAAGAGGAAAAUUACAGCUAAACACAAACACCACAGAAAUGUAAAAACAGCCCUGGUCCCAAACAGUAAGAAAAUUGAAAAGCGGUCUGGUCACUAAGGGAUUAAAGUAACACUAUAGCGUUAGGAAGAUAUCCUCCCUUUAAACCAUUUGCUCUAAAAAUUUGUAAAAAGUUUUCUUUGAGGUUAAAGGAUCCCUAUAGGGUCAGGAAUACAACCAUGUAUUCCUGACCCUAUAGUGUUAAAAUCACCAUCUUGCCCCCCUGGGUCCCUCAUGCCUCCAUAAAUAUAGUAAAAAUCUUACUGUAUUCAAGCUUGAAGCUGUAACUCUGCAUGCUGUUACUCAGAAAAACAAGCAGUGUGCUGACAUCAGAAGUAGUAGCCUGAUCCAAUCACAAUGCUUCCCCAUUGGAUUGGCUUAGACUGACAAAGCGAAAGAUCAGGGGCAGAGCCAGCAUAACUCACACAGCCCUGGCCAAUCAGCAUCUCCUUAUAGAGAUGAAUUGAAUCAAUUAAUCUCUGAGGAAAGUUCAGUGUCUGCAUGCAGAGGGAGGAGAUACUGAAUGUUUGGAUGCAUUUUAGGCAGUCAUGACCCAGGAUGGAUCUCUAACAGCCAUCUAAAGAGUGGCCAGUGAAGUUAUCACUAGGCUGUAAUGUAAACACUGCAAUUUCUCUGAAAAGACAGUGUUUACAGUAAAAAGCCUGAAGGUAAUGAUUCUACUCACCAGAACAAAUUCAUAAGCUGUAGUUGUUCUAGUGACUAUAGUGUCCCUUUAAGUGGUGUAGGUGAUUCCUUUUAAAGGGAUACUCCUGGCACCCAGACCACUUCUGCCCAUUGGAGUAGUCUGGGUGCCAACUCCCACUACCUUAACCCUGCAAGUGUAAUUAUUGCAGUUUUCAUAAACUGCAAUAUUUACAUUGCAGGCUUAAGUCCUCCUCUAGUGGCUGUCUACUAGACUUCAUAGAACACGAAAAGUGUUUUAAAACGACGCUGGACGUCCUCAUGCAAUGUGAGGACCUCCAGCGUCGCUGAAAUCCCAAUAGGAAAGCAUUGUAUGAUGCUUUCCUAUUGCGAGGUUUAAUGCGCUUGCGCGCCCAUUGCCUGCGGCCGCGCAUGCACAUUAGGCCUCUCCAGCGGGGGAGGAGCAUAGGCGGAGCCUGACCAGUGCCGAGGGACAUCGACGCUGGACUCCGGUAAGUCACUGAAGCGGUUUUAAACCCUUCAGCAACUUGGGGUGGGGGGUGGGAGGUAGAUGGAGCACUAGAGGUUCCUUAAUUCGUUUUCCUGGCACUGGAGAAUCCCUUUAAAUAACAAAUAUUUUGUAAGUUAUAGUUAAAGAAAAGUAAAGACUGAAUUUCCUUAUGUAUAAUAGGUUGACUGCCUGCAAGAUUGACUCUUCCCACUCACCCUGCAUUUUGGGAGGUGGGAUGUUUUUGUCAUAGAUUACUUGUUUUCUUUAUCUUUUAGCACAGAACUGCUGCGAUUGGUAGUGAUUUCCAGGUUAAUAAUAUUGAUGAUGCUUCUGUGGUUGACAUGUUUCCUGUGUCUGACGACAUUGUUAGGGGGAAAUAAAAACAAGUGUUUUGCAACAUGUGUGCUUGGGGGUUUGCACCAUUAUAUACAACUUUUUCAUAAAAUGACACACACUAGUUUUUAUUGGUGGAUGUUUGCACUUUAAGAUGCAUUGCCAAAGUAUAUUAAUGCCUUUGAGUUUUGCUUUAUGUUCCAGAGGGACCAUUACAUUGAAACAACUUGCUGAUCUAAUUUAUUAUUCUAACAUCUCUGGGAAAGAGGAAUGAAACAGAUUUCACAGACUCUCCUGUUAUGCGUUCUUAUGACCACUUAAUUUUUGCUUAAUUUGGGUUGUAGAGCAAGGCUGUGGUUAUGAGUUGCACUCAUUUAAGGAUGUUGCUCAGUUCCUUUGCUGCUGAUUCUAAUUCUCUGUCAGUAACCAUGUAAUCCCAAAGACUGAAUGUUUGACCCUUUGCUUAAAUAGUGUCUGUCAUGGAUUGGUUGACUUCCAUGUCAUGAUAGAUGUGCGGAUUAAGGGGUUAAUAGUAACCUGAACUCUUAUAGCUUGUCAGCCUUCCUCCCAGGGCAUCACACUACCUCAAACUAUUUCUCAACCCAAGUAUUGCAUACAUAUUAUUAUAUUUAAUACUCUUGUACCAAGGUUAAAUUUACCCCAAACCAUUCUAAAAUUGUACACAAUCACAAUUUAAAGGAAGACUAUAGUGUUGGGAAUACAAACAUUUAAUCCUAACGCUAUAGUGUUAUAACAUAACUUUAGGUACACCCACAAUGAAUUUAAAAAAAAAAGUUUUACUUGCCUUCUAUCCCUUGCACGCUGGUUUUGCUGUGGUCGCACCACCUCCUCUAGUUGAUCAUAAAUAAUGCCGAUCAUGGCCGAUCCAAUGUUUUCUCAUAGGGAGGGCUAGUGCGCUUUUGUGGCAAUGGCUGCUCUUCGCCAGUCAGCAUAUUCUCAUAGAGAUGCCGCCGUGUCUUUGUAUCUCUAACAGUUGCAUACAUCAUUUCCAUUAAAAGCAUGGAGACACUGAACGUUGGUUCUGCAAUUUUUGGAUUGCGUUUAUGAUCCUCCGUAUUGUCUGUUACUUCAAAUAAUGUGUUGUGUGUAUGUGCUACAUUAAUAAAUAUCCCCUUUAUUAAAUUGGAUCCAAACAUCAUCUAGAUAUGAGGAUACUGACACCAUUUAACACCACUCUUGACUUAUCAACCAUUAUUCAUUGUAAGUAGGGAUGCACCAGAAUGAAAAUUCUGGUCCGAAACCGAAAAAUCAGGAUGCCCUUGGCCGAAAACUGAAAAUAACGUUUUUUUUUUUUUUCUCCAAAAUUGUUUUAAAAUAGUUUUUUUCUAUAAUUUUAUUAUUAGACCUUUUAAUGAAUUUUAUGAAUCUAAUAUGAAAAACUACAAGCAAAAAAUAAAUAACACUUUGAUUGAAAGUAACAUCAAAAUUGGACAAAAAAUAACUUUAAAAAACAAUAUAAAUAAAAAUCUGUUAAAUCUGUUUUGUUAUAUAGGAGUAAAGAAUAAUAUAUUGUUGAUAUUAAUUUAAUAGUCAGUGUCUCUGUAUUGCAGUCCGUUUAUAAUGUAUAUGUGUGUGUGUGUGUGUGUGUGUGUAUAAUAGUCUCCUUUCUGUAAUGAACUUUUCCAGUCUCACUCACACUCAGUCCAUGUGUUACAAAGCAUGUCUUCAUGUUACACAUUUACUCUGCAGCUUUCUUUAACCAGUAACACUGCCAAACAGAUCUCACACUGUGCCCAUACUCUCUGUAGAGUUUAACAUCAUUCCUGCCCUCAUCCAAAAUGGCCGCUCGGUAACACCCACUUCCGGUGACGACAUAUCCGUGUUCUGUAAUAGUGAAGGAGUCUGCAUCUGCAGUGAGUGCAGGCAUUGUGCUCCAGAGACAGACCCAAAGUGGCUUCACUGAGGACACUGGAGUACCGCACGAAGGGGAAGGUGGUAGGUGGGGCAAAGAGGGAGGUGUGAUUUUCAACAGAUUUAACCCAUUUUCGGCCGAAAUGGGAUAGCCCCAUUUUUGGCCGCCGAGAUUUUGGUGCAUCCCUACCCGAAACCAAAAUUUAGGAUGUCCUUGGCCAAAACCGAAACCAAAAAUGACUUUUUCCCCAAAUGAUUUUCAAAGUUUUUAUUUUUUUUUCUAUAAAUUUGUUAAUAUUAGAUUUUUUAAAAUGAAUUUAAUGAAUCCAAUAUGAAAUACUUCCCUUCUCCUUUAGUGGAACCCCCUCCCCCAGUGUUCCUCUCCCCUCCCUCUUUUUUAGUGUUCUGUUCCCCCUCCUCCCCAGUCCCAUAGCCUUCUUCCCCCUUCCCUGUCCCAUAGUGCAAAAAAAGGUUGAAUGGGUAUUUUGAAGUGCUUGAACUCUUAACCUGCUGUUAAUUUUAACACGGGGACUAAUAAAUGCAAGCUCCAGUAAGGAGAAUGUCUUCAAAAAAUAUUAAACAUCUCUUAUGAAUAUACAUAGAAUAAUUUACAUUUGUGCAAUCAUAAUUAUGAAGAUUACAUUUUCUGUGUAUGUACUAAUGCUUUAACUUUUUCUUUUCAAGGUCCAGUUCAAAACCAAUUGAUCUAUCCACCCCAGUUAUCCUUGGGCCAAGGAUUCAGUUCUGUUCUACCAAACUCCAACCCACAACAGAUGCCACUCAAGGCUCCUCAGCAUGCAGUCCCUGGAUUAUACAGUUAUUAUGGUGGUCCUCAGACUUCUCCACAACUGGUAAACUACCAGGGAUCUGGACAGGUUCAUAAUAGACCGCCUAUGGGAGUUAUGCCGACAGUAUCUCUUCAAAAUGCUGGACUUUCCUCCAGGAUGCCAGCGUCCUCUCAAAACUCUACUGGUGUGCCAGCUACUGUUGGUGGCAGUGUUCCCAGAAUAAACCCAGCAGCAAGCUGGCAGUAUUUUCCAACACCUUUGAGUCAUGCACAGCCGCAAGCUCAUGGAAAUAAUGCCCCCCCAACAACUGGGACAAUAUCAGGACAAACCCCACAGGGAAAUCUACAGCCACCAGUUUCACAGCAUUAUGGGGCUUCAUUUGGAGGUCCUCCACUUCAGAACAGUUUUAUGAGUCCAGGUAUGGUAGAUGUUUGGAGUCUAUGAAUUCUAUCCUAAAAUGUAAACCGUUAGUGUGGUAACACUGCAUGUUUUACCAAUCCUAUGUUUCUGCAUUCAGACUUCUGCUCACACACAAAAUAUUUUGUAUUCGAAAAUAAUUGUCUAAUUAUGUGUGCAUACAUUUAGUUUCUAAUGAACAACAUUCCUUCUCCACUUCUGUUUCCUGUUCCCACACAUCAUGGGCAAAUAGGAUGUGUACAGUUUUACACAGCUGUGGACCAUGCAUGCGCUGUUUUAGGUUCAAUCCUCCAGGGAGGAGAGCUGUUGGACAGAAUUAACAUGGGCAACUCUCAGAACAAUGAGUUAGUGCAGGAGGAUCUGUUCAUCUUACAUCUUGCCUGCACAACUUGCGUAAAUGUUAAAAGGACAAUGCCACCUCAAAGCUAUUGUUUAAAGGACCACUAUAGGCACCCAGACCACUUCAGCUCAAUGAAGUGGUCUGGGUGCCAGGUCCCCCUAGUUUUAACCCUGCAGCUGAAAACAUAGUUUCAGAAACUACUAUGUUUACAUUGAGGGUUAAUCCAGCCUCUAGUGGCUGUCUCCCUGACAGCUACUAGAGGCCGCUUCCGCGAUUCUCAGCGUGAAAAUCACACUGAGGUGAUGCUGGACGUCCACAGAAAAGCAUUGAGUAAUGCAUUUCUAUGGGCGGUUCGAGUGCGUGGCUCUUGACGCGCAUGUGCAUACGGAGCGGACAUUGGCAAGGGGAGGAGAGGUCACCAGCGCCGUGGGAGUCCGGCGCUGGAUUAAGGUAAGUGGUUAAAGGGGUUUUAACCCCUUCAGCCCAGCGUGAGGGGGAUUCUGAAGGGGGGGGGGGGCGGACCUAAUAACCCUAUAGUGCUAGGAAAAUGAGUUUGUUUUCCUGGCACUAUAGUGUUCCUUUAAUGUAAUAAUAUAUAAUUUAAUAAGUCAUUUUAUCAUGUUUUGAAAGGAAAACAAACAGUAUGUUCAAAAAUAAAGAUGAUGCAAUGUUUGAAAACCGAUCGCUUCUAAGCAGGGAAUCAAGCAGGCAAGACCACAGAGACUGAGAAUUGGAUGAUUCUAUAUAAGUAACCAAACAGCAGCCAAAAUAAUAAAGCAGUUUCAGAUAAAAUAACUAAUUUGCCUUUUGUAAACAGAAGAAUUAAUUUCUGUUUAAACAGCCAAAUAGUAUUAAAAGAAUGGACAUUAAGAUAUUUCUUAAGACACUGGAUUAAUGUGAUACUGGCACUUUUUGAUUUUAUUAUAUGGUUUUACAGUAUAUCCAUUUGUGUGGAGACUCUGCAGGUGAAAUGCAUCAUUUAUCCAAUGAUGAUGUAAAAUAUUACAUAAUAAACUUCCAGCUAGACAUGUGCAUUUGUGCACUCUUCUUUAAACAAAUCUGUUUGUUUGGCAGUGAAUUGACUGAUCAUUUUAAAAAUUAAAGGACCACUAUAGUGCCAGGAAAACAUACUCGUUUUCCAGGCACUAUAGUGCCCUGAGGGUGCCGCCCGGCUCUGGAAAGGGGAAAGGGGUUUAAACUUACCUUUUUCCAGCGCUGGGCGGAGAGCUCUCCUCCUUCUCUCCUCCUCCGUUCUGCCCCGUCGGCUGAAUGCGCGCGCGGCAAGAGCUGCGCGCGCAUUCCGCCGGUCGCAUAGGAAAGUAUUUACAAUGCUUUCCUAUGGACGCUUGCGUGCUCUCACUGUGAAAAUCAGUGAGAAGCACGCAAGCGCCUCUAGCGGCUGUCAAUGAGACAGCCACUAGAGGCUUUGGGGGAAGGCUUAACCCAUUAAUAAACAUAGCAGUUUCUAUGAAACUGCUAUGUUUAUUAAAAAAUGGGUUAACCCUAGCUGGACCUGGCACCCAGACCACUUCAUUAAGCUGAAGUGGUCUGGGUGCCUAGAGUGGUCCUUUUAAUUGAAAGGAUUUCUGUGCUGGGCUAAUCAAUUUGUUAUCAAACUAAUGUAAUGUACAAUGAAUACACGUUUUCUACAGCAGUCGAGAAUACAUUUUGAUUCUAGUAAGAAAAAUGGGUGCAGAUUUAUAUUUAGGUAAUGCAAAAAGAUUGUAAAGGGGAGGAAUGUUAAAGAAGAGCUUAAGUGUUAGGAAUACAAACCUGCAUUUCCGAUGCUAUAGUGUGCCUUGUCCUUACUUUAUUAGGUUCCCCAAACUCCUGUCAUUAAAUGGGUUAAAAACUCACUCCCACUGAUGGGGGAACCUAAUGCAAAUGUGUGGCAGGCCCCGCAUUCACAUUAAAGUUUUCCCACAGAAAAGCACUGAAUAAGUGCUUUCCUAUGGGGAAUUGAAGAUAUUGGACAUCCUCAAUCAAAGCAUGAGGACUUCUACGUCGUUUCUUUGAGUACAUGUUUGUUAGUCCACCUAUUGUACAGCGCUGUGUAAUUUGUUGGUGCUUUAUAAAUAAUAAUCAUAAUAAAACUCCAUUAGAGUCCAUGAAGUGCCUCUGAAACACAGCCACUAGAGAAUGUCUUAACGCUGCAAUGUACCCAAACCACUUCAGUAAAGAUUAAAGGAUCACUAUAGUGUCAGGAAAACAAAUCGGUUUUCCUGACACUAUAGUACCCUGAGGGUGCCCCACCUUCAGGGUCCCCCUCACGUGGUGCUGAAGGGGUUAAAACCCCUUCAGUUACUCACCUUCUUCCACCGCCGGGCUCCCUUACCUCUCCUCCCCCGUCUGACGUCAGCAGAGCGGAAUGUGCACGCAUUCAAAGUGUCCAUAGGAAAGCUUUUUUCAAUGCUUUCCUAUGGACGCUUUGCGUGAUGGAGGAAUUAAAUGCUUCCAGCGUCACAGAUGCGCCUCUAGUGGCUGUCUGGAAGACAGCCACUAGAGGCUGGCUUAACCCCAAAUGUAAACAUAGCAGUUUCUCUGAUUUACAGCAGGCAGGGUUAACCCUAGCGGCACCUGGCACCAAGACCACUUCCUUGAGCUGAAGUGGUCUGCGUGCCUAUAGUGUUUCUUUAAGUGGCCUGGUUGCUUAUAGUGUCCAUUUAACAAACAUGUGCUUUACUUUGUAGUGCAUGUCAUUACAAUUAAAUUAAACUUACAACCAGUAUGAUUGCCAAAUUGCCCUGCAGUGUUUUCAUUCUGCAAAGCCAAGAGUAAAAUAAGGGCAAAUAGGCAUUUGUUUUGUGAUGCUUAGCACAUAUCGCACAUUUACCAUAUGGUGAACCAACAAUGUUUGACAGGAAACUGUAAGCACCAAAACAAUGUCUGGGGCAUUUCCUGAUUUAAGCCUCAGACUGCAACAGAAGUUUGUGCUAGAUUCAAAACUGUUUAACCAGUUGGGCGAAAUCAGCGCCCAGGGAUCUGCUUGCACCAUAACAACCUAAUUCAGGUUUAAGUUUUAGUGCUUCAAAUGUUUAAGAAUUCAAAGAUCUUUAUUUUACAUAGGGCGUGUUACAGUGAUCAUAAAAAGGAAACCCCUCAUUACAUUGUUAAAUGAUGCUUUGCCAGUCUUAAUACCCCUGCUGUAUAACAUUCUGUCUGGCAGCUCUUGUCAAGGAAACUAAAUUGGUUUGAUGGUUCAUGUUACAUGUUUAUUAAUGUUUGCAUAGAGUUGCUUUUCAGCUGUAUGAGUACCAUAUAUUUUGCAUCUACUUGCUUAAAUUACAACUACAUUGAAUGCUGAGCUCUGUCUGUACAGACCAUGUGUACUAAAAAUUUAUGAAAAAUACAUUUUAUUUAUUUCAGCACCUAUCAAUGCAAACACUACAUGAAAGUGUGAGAGCACAUAUAUAUAUUCUCUCAUACUUUUCAAAUUUGAAAACAAGUUGAUAUUACAUUUGUUUAGGUGUGUGUUUUUUUUUUUAUUUUUUUAUUUUUUUUUAUUUGUCGAAUCACAGUUAACACUGCUGCUGAUUGUAAUGUCCUUUCACCUUUAAUCUUCUGACAAAGUAUUAAUUGGCUCUAGCAUGGAGUAAAGGUACUUGUAGCUAGUUGUACUUCCAACUUGGAUGAAUGUAAUCAUUUUUAAAAAAAAAUUUUUCUUUUUUUUUCUUUGAAAACUCACUGUCCUCUGUUUACAUAAACUGUGAGUUUGUUUUAUCAGAGUAGCUGAUAAAACUGUAUUUUUUGUUGAUUGAAUUGAAACUGCUUUAAAGAGACACCAAAGUCACCAAAACAACUUGAGCUUAAUACAGCUGUUUUUUUUUUGUGUAGAUCGUGCAGUUUUACUACUUCACUAUCUGCCAUUUAAAAGUUAAAUCACUUUUGUUUCUGCCCAUGCAGCCCUAGCCACACUAGGCUCAGUAAGUGUAUAUUUUUGUGAUUUUAUUUGAGUGUGGACUGUCUCUUUCACUAUUGGAAUUCUCACGCUUGUGAUAUUCAACUGGGACAAUUGUGUGACCUGUGGUACAAUUAAUAGAAGUGUGAAGUGAAUGAGAGAUGGUGGUCCAGAAUUGUACAUCGGCUGUCAUUGUUGGGUGUAUUUUGAGUGUGUGAUUUAAAAAAAAAAAAAAAAAUAAUAAAAAUGUUUUACAUUCAUACUUUAUUUGUCGGGUACAAAAGAGGAAGCACAUAAACCCCACAAAGUAAAAACACACAACGAUACAAAGAUUGGUGCAUAUUGUAGUAUUACAUAUGUUGUAAUAUCUAUAAUACUACUGUUAUCACUAAUAAUUCUAAUGCUCCCUCAUAACGCUUUAUACAGCCCUGACCUUAUCAUUACUCACUGUCAGUUGUUUGACUAGUCCCUAACUUUACAAUGUCUUUAUGCAGUAAGUCUAGCCAUGGUUUUCAUUUCUCUAAUAAUUUGAUUUGACUUCUCGCAAAUGUUAUAGCUGCAUAUUCAUAUAAAUAAUAGUGUCUUAUCAAUCGAUUAUGUGUUGGACAGGUGGCAAGUGUGUAAUUUUAAGACAUGACUUAUCUUGUUCAGUAUGCUCCCUGUCCUGCUUUUGUCAGUUAUAGUUUACUAACAUGUUUGCAUUUACCUUAUUUGCUUUGUAAAUACAGUGUGAAUAUUGAUGCACUGACUUGUUUCUGUAGGAUCUGAUCCAGCAAAUGAUUCUCAUCCUGGCCGACCACCAUUGGGACCUCCACCUAGUUCAUCCCCUUCUUUAAUAAGACCACCAACACAACAUACUAGUCCACCAAGUGGCACGGGGCCACCACCACCCUCACUUUUGCAAAGUGCUCCUACACAGGAUGGUAAGUCAACAAACUGAUUGUUAAUGAAGGUUAUGGGUUUGAUUCAAACAAAACUUGUUUUGUGAAUCUGCUUCAGGUAAUAACUCUUAUGGUAAUCAUCUCAAAGACUGCUUGCAUUAAAUGCCUGCUGUGCAAAGUACUAGUGGUGAACACUCACAUUAUCAGUAGAACUUUGCUAGUGAUCCCCAAUCUAGCAAUUUCAUGGAAUAAAAAGAAUGGUUUUGAAUGUUAGUCAUUGUAAGUAAUGUACUUACUUUGCAGUAUAGUGUUUUUAAUGCUUAUCCUGACAAAGGUGUUUUUAUACAAUACUUUAGUAUUGUUCAGCAUGACAUAAUGGGAGCUCAACAAUUUUCCACUGGGAUCUAUGUCAAAUGCAACAGUCUUCCUCCUGCCCCAGUUAUUCAUUUGCGAUGAAGCCAUGGCCAGUUCAGGAUGUCACAAACUGCUGUUCAUAUUAAAUCUCAUUGGCUAACGACAACACUUUCCGUUGACCUGCGCACUGAUGUUUUGACCUAAACAUGAUUUUUAGUGAUGCAUGAUUUGCACAGCCCACACUCAAGCUUCUGAUAAUAGUGCACUGUGUCAGUUGCGCUGAAGUUCCUGUGUGGUAAACCUCAAACCAAGCCAUAUGGUAUCAGUCUCAGAUCUUAACAGUAAUCCAUUUUGCUGAAAUGCUUAAUGGUAUUUAACAUUGUAUUUGUUUGUAAUGACUGAAUAUUAAUACACAUGGUUUAGGAGUGAACCUAUCGAAAGCUUUUGCUUUGCAGGGUGAAUUAAACAGAUUUUUUUCCCACUCUUUCACUUCUCUAUUUUGCAUUUGUUAAAUUAAUAGUUUGUCAUCUUGCUCUACCUAUAUUUAGAAUUGGCUCUUCCGCCUCUGGUGCUACUUUUAAGUUUAUGGUUAUAGAUCCUCAUUUAUUUGUAUUUGUUAGAAUGAUCAAAGUACUCUGUUUUAUUAUUAGACUUAUGUGAUAUAUUAAAGUCUUUAUUUCAGAACGAUUACCUUCCUGGAUACAGAGGCAUUUGAUGUCACAUCUUCACAGCACUUUUCCUUAGGGACUAUGUAAUAGGCUUGCUUUUAUUCCUCUAUUAAUUGGUUGUGUUAGUAAAUUACACAUCAGAUUUUUUAUUUAUUUUUUAUAAUCUUUGUUCCACUCUUGUUAAAGUGGUCUGGGUGCCUAUAGUGUCCCUUUAUCUCAAUGCCACCUCCCUGUCAUUUUUACCCUGCAAGUGAAAACAUGUGUUUUUUGCACUACAUGUCUUAUCUUUAUCCAGCCUCAGCAUCGUAGAAGUCUAAUAAAAAAGCAAUAUACAUUGCUAAGAUUGGUCACCCCCACUUUUUGUGUAUUUAAUUUACUAGUUAUACUCAAAGCAAAAACAGGAGUACCAAAUACCUUGUCAACAUGACAGUCCCAAAUAAAUUUAAAAAAUAUAUAUAUAUUAUUUAGCAACUGUAUAUAUUCUUUUUUUAUCCUUCUCGGUUUUGCAGUGCUUUCACGUCUGUUGUACCAGCAUCAGCAGUUUCCAUGUCACCUUUAUCUUAACGAGUCUUACUUGUCAAAUUUACUAUGUGUGUCUAAACGUAAAAAUGUUGAUUUAAAGGACCACUAUAGGCAACCAGACCACUUCAGCUUAAUGAAGUGGUCUGGGUGCCAGGUCCUUCUAGGGUUAACCCAUUCUUUUAUAAAUAUAGCAGUUUCAGAGAGACUGCUAUGUUUAUGAAUGGGUUAAGCCUUCCCCCAAAUCCUCUAGUGGCUGUCUCAUUGACAGCCGCUAGAGGCGCUUGCGUGCUUCUCACUGUGAUUUUCAAAAUCACAGUGAGAGCACACAAGCGUCCAUAGGAAAGCAUUGAUAAUGCUUUCCUAUGCGACCGGCUGAAUGCGCGCGCAGCCAGCCGAUGACAACGAGGAGGAUCGGAGGAGUAGAGCUCCCCGCCCAGCGCUGGAAAAAGGUAAGGAGUAUGUUUUCCUGGCACUAUAGUGGUCCUUUAAUUGCCUUAAUUUAAACUCUGAUCUUGAUCUAACCUAAGGUAACAUGAGAAUCCUUUCACGUACUUGCAAGUCUUAUUAAAUAGUACUGCGUCCUUAGAUCCUCCAUUUGUUUUUUGUUUUCAGUGUCCUGUUCUACACCCUGCUUCAAUCUCACUUCCACUCAUGGUGCAGAUUGAUGGAUAGUGCCAGGAAUCCUCUCAAACCCCCCCACCUGUCUUUUAAUAAAAUUAGUUAUUUUAUGUCUGGGAUAAUUACAUACUCAUUGGUCUGCUAUAUUAUAUGUUGUGUGUUUGAGGUCAGAUUGUGGUUUUGACAUUAUUACAAAAUAUUCUGGAAUUUGUUCAAGCAGAACUUGACAAGGACCUUGGCCUCAAUACCCUCAGAGGGCACCUGUCCGUUUUACUGUGACUAGACUGAGGACCCUGCAGAAUUACACACCUUCCCUGGCUAUGAUUGACAGAGCCUGCAUGAAAAAAAAAACUGGUUUCACUUUCAAACAGAUGUAAUUUACCUUAAAUAAUUGUAUCUCAAUCUCUAAAUUGAACUUUAAUCACAUACAGGAGGCUCUUGCAGGGUCUAGCAAGCUAUUAACAUAGCAGGGGAUAAGAAAAUCUUAAUUAAACAGAACUUGCAAUAAAGAAAGCCUAAAUAGGGCUCUCUUUACAGGAAGUGUUUAUGGAAGGCUGUGCAAGUCACAUGCAGGGAGGUGUGACUAGGGUUCAUAAACAAAGGGAUUUAACUCCUAAAUGGCAGAGGAUUGAGCAGUGAGGCUGCAGGGGGCAUGUUCUAUACACCAAAACUGCUUCAUUAAGCUAAAGUUGUUCAGGUGACUAUAGUGUCCCUUUAAGGAGUUAUACAUUGCAAUACCACAAUGUCCAGGAAAAUAUUACAGUAGGUUUGAGUAAUGUAUACCCAACUCUGUGCAUGUGUUCAUUUUACAAUAAAAUAAAAAUAAAUACCCUAAACACUACAAACAUGGCUUUUUUGCUCUUUAAUUUAGGUUCAUGUGCAUCAUGCUAAACAGUUAACUCUUUCUGUACUUGUACGCAUAUAACAUUGCAGAUAAUAGAAUAGAUCAAGUGUGGACUUUCUUCAAAACUACCGUUGCCUAAACAGUUGCCUGAGAGUGUGUUUGAGACAUCACAGGAUUGUCAUAGUGUAGCACAGUUGUACGCUUUCUUACAUGCCACCAUUGUUUGUUUUUUCGUCACAGUAAACUUUGCAGUAGGAUUUUUCUAGGCUUAAGGAUAAAGGACUGUGCUUUCUCUGGAAGUGAACAUUCCUCUUUAAAUGACAACCAUUUUCAAAUAUAAAUCAUUUUAUUACACACACGCUUGUUGUAUGUCCGGUAGAAAUAUAUUGAAUUUAUGAAGCAGAUAAUUUGUUACAAAUCAACCAUACACUGCUCGACAUGUAAAUCCCCAGGUCCCUUCCUUAGAAGUUUGCUGCACUGCUUUCCCUGUAGACCUCGCAAUUCCCUGAGCACUGCCUACUUACAGCUUUUAUACUUAGAACCCUUUGGCUUUCUCCAUUUUUAAAAAUUGGAAUUUGCUGUGAAUCAGAUUGGUUAUCUGCAAGCAAACUAAACUGCACUACACUGAUUGGGAUUGUGAUGAUCAGGUAUUUUUGUUGUAGAACAUAUUUUACUUUGAAGCAGUAAUUUUUGUUAUAGAGGUGUAGGAGAAGUGAAUUUGCCAGUCUGUCAUUUUAGUUUUAGAAAAAGUCUUGCUUUAACAUUUGAAAAGCACUUUUUAAGAAAGACUUUUGAUUAAAUAAUAACAUAAUUGCAAGUGUCUACUUUGUCAUUCAAGAAACACUUUAAAAUUUUGAAUUCAAAGUGUCGCCUCAAUGCUUUUUAUAUGUAAUAUUCUUUUUUUAAGGCACUGGACACCCUCACACAAAGCUUGAGGAAGUCCAGGGUCGUCUCACUGACUCAAACUCUGUGAAACUAGAUGCGUUCUUAGCACUGCAAUGUAUACAUUGCAGUUUUUUCAAAACUGUUUUACACUGCACUGGCCAAGGGGUCAGAGGCACUCCAUCCAGAUGACUUCAGUGUAUAUAUAUAUAUACACUGUAGGUCACAGACCAAUUCAUCUCAUUGAUGGAGCGUCUCUGUCUCCUUGUAUGUAUGUAUGUAUGUAUGUAUGUAUAUGUAUAUGUAAACCUAGCCUCCCUUGCUACCUUUAAACUACAAGUCACUGUAAAAUGUGAAAACCUAUAAAAGAUCUAGAAGACUUUAAAUAAAGUUGAUUUGAGUCAUGAUUUAAAUCCCUAUUCAAUAAGACUCUGUAAAUCAUAUUUGUUUGUUUUUUAACACAAAGACUUAUUCUUACUGGUUGUUAUAAUCUUUAAUAUAUGCAACCAAGUGAAGACUUAAUAUUUAAAAUAAUUUGUUCAGAUUUGGUUUAAUAGUUAUAAUUUUUUUUUAUGAUUUUUUUUUUUAAAUAGGAGUUAAAAUAUAUUUUCUGCAUUAAUGUCCUCGUGAUCUAGGUUAGGAGUUUUAUUCUUUGCUGAUAUACCUUCUUUAAAUUAAUAAUCAUGUAUUUCUUCCUAGCUGCUCUACCAAUACUUUUUGUGCAGCUCUAAAUAAUGUACUGUCUGCCAUGCCCCUAAUUCCUAGCUGAAGCUCUCUCACCCACUCCUCUCACCCACUCCUCUCACCCACUCCUCUCACCCACUCCUCUCACCCACUCCUCUCACCCACUCCUCUCACCCACUCCUCUCACCCACUCCUCUCCACAAAAAUCUGAUUACAUGUGUUUGACACUAAUUGGAGGGAUUGUUGGAUCGUCUUUUCUGUUAUAGUACAAAAGUUGUUGAAAGCUUAGAUUGUGUUCUAAGUAGAAUUCCAUCUUUUAUCCACUCAAUGUUCCAGAAAAUGUUUCAUUAUUUAUACCUUAUUUUAUGCAGUCUCCGAACUGAAGGUAAAUAUAGAAAAUUGGACUGGAAAAGGAACAGUCGUAGCAGCAGCAUAAUUAGUGUGUUGCAGUGGUUAAAAGGCCUUCCCUCCACAUAUUAUAAGUAGUCAAACUGCUUUAGAACAGUUUUCACUUUUUACAUAAUCUGCACUGGACACUGCUCCCUGCCUCCAUUACUGCUCGAUUGCAAGCCAGAGGUUAUCCAUCUUAGCUAUCAGGAGCCUACGGUUUUUGUUUCCGCAUGGUCGUUUGGUUAUUAUCUGUAAUAUUUGCAAGCAGGUGAAGACCUUUUUGCAAUAGAAUGUAUCUUGAAUAGAAACUAGAUAGCUUUUUUUUUUUUUUUUUUCAAAAGCAUUUUAUUAAAAUUUUUUUUUUACAAAUAUCUGAUUUUAAAGUGUUACCCCAAGCAUCAUCAAUACUACAGCCAGCUUCAGAUUGAAAUCGUUGAAGUGGUCAUGGUGCUUGGAGUUGCCCUUUACAUUAAAAAAAUAAAAUAAAAUUAGCCCUUCAAAGGAUUUUUAUCCACCCUGAUAAUUACAGUGUGCAGUAGUCUCUUAUGGAGAUUAAAGUGUUCCUUUAACAUGUGUCAAAUGCACCUGUACUCCACAACCAAAUCAUAGUUAAAAGCAUUAAUUAAUCUUAUUUAGAUCCUAUGGACAGCUUUCCAGUAAAUGAUUUUGGUUUAUCAAUUAGAACAUAGUAUGGUAGAACACAUUGUGUCAUGUAGAUGCCAGUGUGUAUUGAAUCCUGUACUGAUGUCUCUUGAGCCUUCCACAACGCCUUUAUAUAUAAUGUGGUCAGAAUAAAACCCCCAGACAUUAUUAUUUACUAUUGAGUCAAGAAUACCCUAUUGUAUUUUCCUGCAUCAGAAAAUGUACCACAAGUGCAUCAGCAAUAUGAUUUGAUAGGGCUUGUAAUAUAUAUUUUUUUAAAUAUGUUGCAGAAUAAAGCAACUUCGCACUUAUGAACAUUUAAAUAUUCCUAGCCUUGUGGCAUUCAUAGAUCAGUUGUGCAUUGUUAGGUUAGUUGAUUUAUUCUCUAGAAGACCUCUGUUUUUAUAUAGAUAUUUAAUUGUAUGAUUUUUUUUUUUUUCAUUUGAAUCUCUUUUUGCAGUUAUGAAGUGUAAGUACCUCCUGAAAGUGUUGAUGAACCUAAGCCCAUGCAAUAUUAAAUUGUUAUUGAGUAAUGCAUGGUGCAAUAUAUGCACAAGGGAUCAGACUGUGAACAUAAACAGUGUGUGGAGGGCAGUACUGCCUUAAGGGCUUAUUGUAAUGGUCUUAAACGUGCUGGAACAAUUUUAUGUGCUGACAAUAGUUACCUUCAGCAAUAGCUGGCAUUUUCUUCUGAGUGUAUAUAGGCUGCUUGGAAUGUUUUUUAAAGGUGCUUUGCACAUUUCCUCUGCUCCUGGGUUGUAGCAAUGGCUAUACUAUUCAUCAUCAAAACAAUAUAAAAUUACAUGUGUGCUAUUCCAAAUCCCUAAGCAUAUUGUAAAAUAUGCAGUCUAUUUAAAAAAAAAAAAAAUCUUGCUUUUCGUAAUAUUUCUGCCUCGUCAUUUUGCCUGUUGACUCUUAUUUGGCAUCUAAUUUCAUCCAGUACCUCUCAUAGAGAAGCACAUGCUCUAUGAGAAGUAUUGACACUGAAAAUCAGAAAAGGGAAGAAAGUAACCAAAUGCUGCUGUUGCUGCUGCUGUUGUUGUUGUUGUUGUUGCGCCAACAAAUUCUGUAGCGCUUUACAGUGGGUGGACAAACAAACAUGUAGUUGUAACCAGACAAGUUGAACACACAGGAACAGAGGGGCUGAGGGCCCUGCUCAGUGAACUUACAUGGUAGAGGGAGUGGGGUAAAGUGACACAAAAGGUAAGGAUAGUAUUAGACUAAUGAUAGUUGCAAGAGAGGAAUCAGUUGGGAGCUAUUAACAGUUUAAUUGAUACGCUUUUAUAAAGAAGUGGGUUUUUAAGUCAAGGUGAGAAAGGACGGUGAAAUGGACAGGCACCUUAGUCGCAUCUGGCGUGAAGUAGGGUCAGAUGCGCACAUUAUUUUUGAGAAGGAAGCUUAACAUUUAAUACCACAUUGUUUAAAAAAAAAAAAAAGUGUUCAUAGUGAAGUGUCUCUCUGUGCUCAACUUCCAAAGAACUUACAAAUACUCAGUGGGGAAACUGGUAUCAAUCUAAAACUUGCAGCAUUAUAUAACAAUACUACCUUUAAUCAAUACAUUGUUGCACUUUCUCCAGCUGUCUAUUAAAUCCUAUAGGCAUAGGAUAGAAUUUUUAGAUUCCAUGUCAACAGAGCAAAUGGCAUAAUACAAUGAAAGCUAAUUGGUGUACAAUAGCCUUAUGGCAAAGAAAAGUGUUUUCUUAACACUAUAUUGUCCCUCAGCCAUAAUGGCUGAGGGACAAUAUAGUGUUAAGAAAACACUUUUGUAUUCCUAACACUUUAAGUAGCAACAGCAACGUCUGAUUAGUAUUGUAAAUCAUUUGCACAUCACAAACAUGAUAAAUGCUUAUAAGUCAGGGCUUGCUUUCCAAUUUGAAGUCCUAUGAUACUGGCCUGGCACUUAAAAAGUUACUCGCCAUUGCAACUUAUAGCAUGCUCACCAAGGGUGAAUUUCUGCUUACCAAAGAUUAAUUUGUAUUCACCAGGGCUACAUUUUCACGAUCUGUUGAGGGAUUAAAAUUUAGACUCUCCACAAAAGUGAUAACAUAGGACCUCCUUGCUCUCUGAUGUUAGUGAGCUCUAGUCGUUGUGGUGAUGUACAUUUCACAGUAACACUGCUUAUUGUAAGAUGCAAUAUGUCAUAUUGAUGCAAUUUAUUUACUUUUUAAUGUAUUUAUUUUUUGCCAUCAUUGGUAGUUAAAGCUUUAGAUAAGCAGUUACUUGCAGUGCUUAUUUAACACAUUGAUCAUCCUCCUGAGAAUCUAACCUCUCCAAAGACUGAAAUCUAUAACAGAACCUCUAAGCUAUAAUUAGUCCCUUGCAAAUGCUUGCUUUAAAAUGUGUUUAUCAUAUGAAAGAACUCAGGGUUUGGGCAAAAUUUGCAUUUAAUUUUGUACUUUGUAAUAAACAACUGUCCAGGAAUACCUUUUUUUAUUGUUUUUUGGUUUGUUUAAAAUAACAAAAAAAAGUUGUCAAGUGUUAUAGUCUAGAUCAGGCAUAGGCAACCUUUGACACUGCAGAUGUUUUGGACUAUACCUCCCAUGAUGCUUUGCCAGCAUUAUGUGUGGAAGAUCAUUAUGGGGGAUGAAGUCCACAACCAAAAACUAAAAAAAAAAAAAAAAAAAAAAAAAAGUAUCCUUGGUCUAGAUACUAGUUUGGAUGUGUUGGCUAAGAAUCUGUCUGUUUUUUUACGUAGGUGAUUGGGUAAUGUCUUCACAUUUUAUGAUGGGAUAGUUCAUGUUUUAUUAAAAUGGUCUACUAGAGGUGCUUACUGUAUUUAUGCAUAGUGUAAAUCUGUAAAAUGACGCUAGACGUCCUCACGCUUUGCAUGAGGACAUCUUUACAAACCCCAUAGGAAAGCAUUAAUUUGUGCCAUCGCGGGAGGAAAAGCAUGAUCCACCACUGAGGGACAUCAGAACUGUAAUCUAGUAAGUAGAAAAAAGGUGUUUUUACCCCCCACCCCCCCCUUUUUUUUUCUUCUACUUACUGGAUUCCAGUUCCGAUGUCCCUCAGCGGUGGAUCAGACUUCUACUCCCACGACUACAUGAAUCUGUGCUCUCCUGUGCGAUUUUUCAAGACUGCAUGGGCAGGAUGGUGGUGCUAAUGCAGAGCUAUAAUAUUGUUAGGAAUAGUUUUUUUUUUUAAAUUUUAUUACCAACGCUAUAGUUAUCCUUUAAAGUGGUACUGCAGCUGUAUAGUUAUACUGCAUCUGUAUAGUUAUACUGCUGGACUGUUUGUGUCACACUAUGGUCUUUUGAUCUGAUAGCAAACUCAUAGAAAGGGUCUGCUCCUUUGAGUUGGUUAUCCAAGAGGUUUGUUAAAGCGGCACUGUCAUGCCGAACUUACCUUUCCUCAAUCUCUUCUUCUCCCCCUCUCUCAGGAUCUGUUCUUCUUUUCUUCCUGUCUUCUUUAGUUUUCUUUAAAAUCAUAAGACAAAGUAGGGACUCUUUGCCUUAUGGAGGAUUCCUCCGCUUGACCAGCUCUGACCAGCGGAGGAGCACAGUGUGCUUCAUUUCCGCUGGUCAUAGCUAUUUUCCCAUAAUUCUCACCUUUCCUCUGUGUUCCCGCGAUGCUUCCUGUCACUUUACACGAAACUGCCGAAUUGAGUUCUAACUGAAUGAGAACAGUUCGGUGCUUUAUUCGGAUCGCAAUUUCAUUCGAAUGAAUGAAACUCCGAUCCUAUUCUUGCUGUGGCUGCACCUUGUAGCUGCUUAGUAGAUAACUCCCUAAUUCCCACGGUAUCAGGGAGUUAUCUACUAAAAGGCUGAAAGACCUAAAUUGGUCUUUCAGCCAACUUUACUAAUACUAAGUAAAGGUUACUUAGUGUUAGUAAAUAAUAUGCCCCUACUCGCUAUACCGCGAGUAGGGACAUGUCUGGUAAACAGUGAGCAGCCUGUGGCUGCUCACUGUAAAAAAAAAACAAAAAACAAAAAAACUAUUGGCCCCCACCCCUAAACGACGGGUGGAGGCCCUAAAGUAAAAUAAGGGGGGAGACCAAAUGUCCCGCCCCCACCCCUGCGCGGUGGGUGGGGGUCAUAAUGAUAAUGGGGGACGACCUACUGUCUUACCCCCCCGGCACCCACCCCUGCGCGGUGGGUGGGGGCCAUAAUGAUAAUGGGGGACGACCUACUGUCCUGCCCCCACCCCUGAGCGGCGGGUAGGGGCCAUAAUGAUAAUGGGGGGGACCUACUGCCCCCACCCCUGGGCGGCGGGUGGGGGCCAAAUGAUGAGGGGGGGGACCUACUAUCCACCACGCCUCCGGCCCCCACCACUGGGCGGCGGGUGGGGGCCAAAUGAUAAUGGGGGGAGGGGGGGACCUACUGUCCACCCCCCUUCGGCCCCCACCCAUGGGAGGCGGGUGGGGGCCAUAAAGAUAAUGGGGGGGACCUACUGUCCACCCCACCCCUGGGCGGCGGGUGGUUGCCAUAAAGAUGAGUGGGGGGGACCUACUGUCCUCCUCCUCCCCGGCCCCCACCCCUGCGCGGUGGGUGGGGGCCCUAAGUCAAUUCCCCCCACCCGCUCGGGAUUUUUUUUAUUUUAAAUUUGACGGUUAUGAUGGUUUUUUUAUUUGGCCUUUUUUGGAGAUGAAAAAUGAAGAUUUGAGAAAAAAGAAGACGUCGAAUGGUAAGUUUAAUUUUAUUUUACAGGUUAGUUAUUUUAUUCCCCCCUCACUAUUUAUUAGGGUGAGGGGGGUAGGUAGGGACUUUUUAUUUGGGUGGGGGGGUGGGUGAUUAGGGGCUUGGGGACCACUAGUCACCUUGAGUGGGGGGGGGGAAUGACUUGGGGCCCCCACCUGCCGCCCAGGGGUGGGGGCGGGGGGGGAGGACAGUAGGUCCCGUCCCCCCCCCUCCUCAUUAUCUUUAUGGCCCCCACCCGCCGCCCAGGUGUGUGGGCCGGAUGGGGAUGGACAGUAGGUCCCCCGCCCUCAUUAUCAUUAUGGCCCCCACUCGCCGCGCAGGGGUUGGGGCUGGGGGGGGAGGAGGACAGUAGGUCGCUCCCCCAUUAUCAUUAUGGCCCCCACCCGUCGUUUAGGGGUGGGGGCCAAUAGUUUUUUUUUUGUUUGUUUGUUUUUUUACAGUGAGCAGCCACGGUAUAGCAAGUAGGGGCAUGUGGGAGAUUUUAAUCUCCCUUGUGCUGUUAUGGGGGUCAUAUUGACCCCCAUAGAGUGAGGGGGGGUCUUGGGGGCUUAUGAAGUGGCAGGGAGCACUGCUCCCUGCCGCUUCUAUAGUUACAUAUUACAAGGAGGGAGCUGUGUGCCGGUAGCUCCCUCCUUGUAAUAAACUGCACGAACAAACGAACACUGAUACAUAGUGUUAGUUUGUUCGGCUGAUCUUUCUAUUCAUUCAUUCAUUCUGUCUGUCUGAUGAAUGAAUAGAUUAAAUUCCCGUUCGCAUGUCCAGGUGUUUCACUGGUCAUGUGCGGGAAUCUCACAGUCUAUCUAGUGUGGGCUGAUGACGUGUCCCACAGGGACUUCACCUACCCACACAAAGAUGGUGGCGCCCUGAAUAAAGAUCGGGGCAGAAAAUAAAGAAUAAAAUAGGUAAUGUGGGGGGCUUAGGGGCAUCUGGGGGUGACUAGGGUGUUAAUUAGAUGUAGUGGAGGCCGGAGGGGGGUUAAAAAAAAACCAAAAAAACAGGAUUCGGCAUGACAGUGCCGCUUCAAAUAAUUGUUGGAAAAUAAAUAUUAUUAAGCCAAUUAGUUUAUUAUUUUUUUUAUUAUCAAUCUCAAGAAUAUAAUGAACUCCCCUUUUUCAACUGGUGUAGCAAUAUUUACAUACUACGGGUAUUUGAACAGAUGCAUUGGAAAUUCAAAGUUGUACAAUAAAUAGCCACUUUUUUUUAAAUAGAAGAAAAGAUUGCACCUUAGUCAAGGGAUAAAACAGCAUGAACUGUUAUGUUAUACAUAAGCAGGGAGCCUCUGUGAUAAAGUUACAAGUAUGCAGUCUGCCCUGAUCGUCAGCAGUUAUUCUGGGCAUUAAGUUUUUAUAUGUAAUUGGCAGUGCCCUGUACCAGUUUUAUACAAUGCUAAACUCUCGGAUUGUUAUAGUAAUGAGACAACUUAACUGCCUUACUGCUGCCACACCUGUGUGACCCACUGUGCCAGUGACUGCAAAACAGCAUGCAUCUCUAUAUUUGUACAACUAAGUUUGGCUUUUAAAGGGACACUAUAGUCAAAAAAUAACUUUAGCUUAAUUAAGAAGUUUUUGUGUAUAGAUCAUUCCCCUGCAGUAUCAUUGCUCAAUUAUCUGCCAUUUAGGAGUUAUAUCACUUUGUUUAUGCAGGCCUAGGCACUCCUCCCUGCAUGUGACUUACACAGCCUUCCUAAUCACUUCCUGUAAAGAGUCAUCUAAUGUUUAUACUAUCUUUAUUGCAAAUUCUAUUUAUUGUAUAAUUUCUUAUAUCCUGCUCUGUUAAUAGCUCUUGCUAGACUCUACAGGAGCCUCCUGUAUGUAAUUAAAGUUUAAUUUACAGAGCAGAAGAUACAAACUUUUAAAGUAAGUUCCAUCUGAUUGAAAAAAAUUUCAUGCAGGCGGUCAGUCACAGCCAGGGGAGGUGUGGCUAGGGCCUCAUAAACAGGAACAAAGUGAUUUAACUCUUAAAUGGCAAAGAAUUUAGCAGUGAAACUGCAGGGGCAUGAUCUAUACACUAAAACGGUUUCAUUAAGCUAAAUUUGUUUUGGUGACUAUAGUAUCCCUUUAAUAAUACCCUAACACAUUUACUUGUCCUUUUGCAGCAGGAAAAAAAGUCUUUAGCGUUUAACAAAGUUUAUACAGUACUUAAUACUACUGCCCUUUUAUUUUUAUGAACUUAAUAUUCGGGAAAGGUGUCUAAAGUAAAAGGCGGAAACCAAUGCCUAACUUUUGUUUUCUCUUCCCAGGCCUUUCUGAACCUCCACCUACUGACAACAGUUCUGUUCAAAAUAGUUACGAUACAAUAGAAGGCGGUGGAUACAUGGGUAAGGUACCCUGCACCCCCUCCCCCAAAUGUAUUAGACAUCAAAGAAUGGUUUUAUGUAGCGUUUUAUUUUGUAAAUUUUAAAUGUAAAGUUUGUAAUCAAAUAUUAAGUCAUGGUAUAGCUGUUUUGCAAUACUGUUAUUUAAAUAUUUGAUCAAACCUCCAUAAUGGAUACAUUAUUGUUCAUGUGUGACAGUGCAUUUUAACUUAAGAAAACAUAUUAAUUUUAAAGGUUAUUAUGCUUACACUGUUAACUGCGAGAACACCUUUCAGUUCCAUCUAAAGGAGGCGUGCAAGAUCAGGUAAGUACCUGUUACUUACCUGAAGAUCUUGGGUGUCUCCUUUAGAUGGUCACUGAAAGGGUUCUCACAGUUAGUAGUGUAAGCAUAAUUUGGUUGUGCACAGUUGCAUUGGCAUCAGACUCCAAUAUAAUCUUUGUUUUAACCUGAUUAAAAAUUAAAUAAAAAUCUCAUGCAGAAGUGUACUGCUGAGUACACCAAAUAAUUUUUUUAUUUUUUUUUACAUAUUGUAGGAAAUCUAUUGGUGUAAUGCAUGUAUUAAAUCGGCAGCAUUGCAAAAUGAUUGUUUUUCUCUUUGCAAACUGUUUAAGGAUUAGCUAGCUUAAAGGGACAUUUUAAGCACUAACACAACUUUAGCUUUUUGAAGAAGUUGCGGUGUAUAGAUCAUGGCCAAUAAAUCUUUCUGCUAAAUUCUCUGCCAUUUAGGAGUUAAAUCAUGUCGUUUGUGUAGGCCUAGACACAACUCUCCUGUCUGCGACUUAGUGUCCCUUCAUACUUCCUGUAAAGAUAAAUCUAAUUUUUUCUGCUUCCUUUAUUGCUCAGUGUGUUUAAUAUAUAAUUUAUCACGUGCUCUCUUCGUAGCGUGCUAGAGCACACAGGAGCCUUAUGUGUGUGACUAAAGUUCAACUAACAGAGUCUCAGAAAUAUGUUUAAAAACGUGAUUGAAAAUGAAACUUAUUUAUUUAUUGCCCAUUUUGGCUCUGUAAAUCACUGCUGGGGGGUGUGUGGUUAGGGCUGCAUAAACAGAAACAAAGAUGAUUUGUCUCCUAAAUGGCAGAGAAUUGAGUAGUGAGACUGCAGGGGCAUAAUCUGUACACUAAAACUGAUUCCUUAAAGGACCACUCUAGGCACCCAGACCACUUCAGCUUAAUGAAGUGGUCUGGGUGCCAGGUCCUUCUAGGGUUAACCCAUAUUUUUAUAAACAUAGCAGUUUCAGAGAAACUGCUAUGUUUGUGAAUGGGUUAAGCCUUCCCCUAUUUCCUCUAGUGGCUGUCUCAUUGACAGCCACUGUCAAUUUUUUCACAGUGAGAGCACGCCAGCGUCCAUAGGAAAGCAUUAUGAAUGCUUUCCUAUGUGACCGGCUGAAUGCAUGCGCAUUCAGCCGACGGAGAGGAGAAGAGUAUGUUUUCCUGGCACUAUAGUGAUCCUUUAAGCGAAAGUUGUUCUGGUGCCUAUAGUCUACCUUUAAAAUAUAUUUGAUAUUUAACAUGUCUGAUGAGAGUUCUUUCUUUUAUUAUUAUUUCUUCAAAAUACAGGAAUGGUUCAUCCAACUCAGAUUCCUCCACCUCAAAAUCCUAAAAUGACUAGGAAUGUAGGUGGUACUUACCCAUCAUUACCACCUGGUUACCAGAAUGUAUUUCCAGCAGGAGGACCCGGGCUGACACCUGCUUCUCGGCAAUAUCCAACUAAGCCACAACAAUUGCCUCAGGUGCAUGUUUCAGUAGUAACUUAUAAUUUGUAUUUAUUUUUUUUGUUUUACAUUAAGCUGUCACUGUGCUGCUAUAGAGGUUUAUGCAGAUACAUCUUGUGAUGAAUAUCUGACAAUAAAUAGAUUAAAUUAAAACUACAACUGUUUUUAAAAUCAUCUUUAAAGGAACAUUUAUAGGGUCAGGAAGACAAACAUGUAUUCCUGACCCUAUAGUGUUAAAACCAUCAAGCCCCGUGGCCCCCUCUUGUCUCACUAAAUAUAGUAAAAUCUUACUUUAUUCAAUUCUGAAGCUGCUGUCUCUGCCUCUGAACUGCCUCUGUUUGCUGGCAUCAUCAGAAGUGGUGGCACAAGCCAAUCACAAUGCUUCCCCAUAGGAUUGGCUGAGACUGUCAAUGAGGUAGAUCAGGGGCAGAGCCAGCACAAGUCAAUUGCGAGAAGAUGGAAAAAUGAUAGAGAAGUUCCUUGGGAUCAAGUUAGAGCCCAGCUUAAGUUUCAAGUAAAAAUGGAAGUGUUAUUGAGCAAACAAAAAUUAAGUAGGAAAACAACAAUGUGGACGAAAUGUUGGGAGAAGAUUGAUAAAUAGAGGGUUUUUUUUUUUUUACAUAAAUUUAAAGUGAACACUGAGGCUGACUGUUAAUGCUUUGGACAAUAUAAUAUAUAUUAUGAGACAAAACAUAUAUCUUUUCUCGAUGAGUUUCUUCCCUUCUCUCUUGCUGCACUGUCUUGUUUAUGUAGAUGUGUAAGUCUAAAGUAUUGUUUGUUUUUGGCUAAUUGAAAUGUAUAAGGAAACAUCUUAUGGAUGAAUAUCUUAAAUAGGAAAUUGUUUCUUUACCAUUUGUAUGUAAUUGUUGUAUUGUAUUGUCUUUUUUUUAUGGAUAAAAAAAAAAAAGGGGGGGGGGAACCCUUUAAAUAAAGAUUAUAAUAAAAACAUCAAGCCCCGUGGCCCCCUCUUGUCUCACUAAAUAUAGUAAAAUCUUACUUUAUUCAAUUCUGAAGCUGCUGUCUCUGAACUGCCUCUGUUUGCUGGCAUCAUCAGAAGUGGUGGCACAAGCCAAUCACAAUGCUUCCCCAUAGGAUUGGCCGAGACUGUCAAUGAGGUAGAUCAGGGGCAGAGCCAGCACAAGUCAAACACAGCCCUGGCCAAUCAGCAUCUCCUCGUAGAGAUGAAGUGAAUCAAUGCAUCUCUAUGAGUAACAUUCAGUGCCUGCAUGCAGAGGGUGGAGACACUGAAUGGCAGUGCUGCUUAUUCUGUAGCACUGCCCAAGGAACCACCUCUAGUAGCCAACUGAAAACCCAGUGUUUACAACAAAAAGCCUGUAGGGCAGGAUUCUACUCACCGGAACAAGUGCAUUAAGCUGUAGUUUUUCUGGUGAUUAUAAUGUCCCUUUAAAAGUCCUGCAACAGUUUUUGUUACUAGAGUACAUAUUGUUCAUAUACAUUGUGAUUUUAGAGGAAUCGGUAGACAUAUCGAAAGUAGUGUUGUUCAAAAUUGAACUCAGACCACCUACAUGUCAGGGUUUGAUGAGCUCUUUUCUGAAAAAUUAGUAUCUAAUAAAAUGAGUAAGCCAUUGGUAUACUUAUCUUUGCUAAAGACAGGGCCACUGUAAAACUAUGCCUCUUUAGGCUCUGUGAAAAAGCUGAAACGAAGGAAGAUAUUUCUGUGAAAGUUUAGUUAAUAAUAUGGUGAUCAUUUUCCAUUCCUGCAUUAUGAAAACUUAUCAUGUUUGAAAAUAGAUACAUAUAGAUUUUGGAGUACAAAUGUUUUCAUGUUAAUUUUGAAACCCAUGGUGAUUUCUUUUGGAUUGGUUUAGUUUUACCUUUUUGGGGGGCUUCUUAAACCACUGUGGUACUGAAUUAAUAGUCUAAUUCCUGCUUGAUUUCAAAUUAGCCUUCCAUGGGAGUCAAUGAUUUGACAUCAUCAGUUGGCGGACUAAGCCUUCAUCAUUCUCAACAGCUGGAUGAUCUAAGAGCUGUGAAUCUUCUACAGGAGAGAAAUAUAUUGCCACAGACCCCUGUGCAAGCACCUACGCCUUGUCUCCAGGAGGACAUUCAGAAGCUCAACUGCAGCCCAGAGUGAGAUAUUGAAUGCACAUUUUGGAAAAUAUUUCGGCUUAAAGGAACACGAAAUAGCUAUAUCAUGAUACUACCUAUUUAGAUAUCAGUGUGGCUGCUCUGCCAAUAAUCAGUCCUCAUGGUCACGUCUACUCCAUUGCUUCCUAUUUGGGAGGUUAGUGUGCAUGUGCAGCAAAUUACUGCACUGCACCAGUCAGCAUCUCCUCAUUGGCAUGCAUUGCCUCAAUGCACUCUGUGGGGCACAUUUAGUGUCUCUCAGUAUGUCUGUCUUUGGGCAGCAGUGUUAACACUGCUUUUUCAAGAAAUAUGCAGUGUUUACACUGUUGAGGCUUUUAGGGACAGGCCAAUUGCCUCAGAACAACUGCAUUAAGCUGUAGUGCUUCUGAUGCCUUUUAAUGAAAAAUAUUAGGCCCCAAGUCUAUGGGGUCUAUUCACUAAAAGCCUAUUUUGAGUUUACAAUUUCAGGUGACUUAAUUUGUCUCAAUUCACUAAUAACUGAAUACUACAAAAGUGAGCCAUAAAAAUUCCUACUGAAUUUCCCAUUUUAGUGAAUAGGAUGAGAGUGAAAGUAUACUCACACAGCUGUAAUUCAUAUUUUUGUGCCAAUGUAACAAAACCCUUUAAUGUGUACUUUUCUUAAAGGACCACUCUAGGCACCCAGACCACUUCAGCUUAAUGAAGUGGUCUGGGUGCCAGGUCCUUCUAGGGUUAACCCAUUUUUUCAUAAUUAUAGCAGUUUCAGAGAAACUGCUAUAAUUAUGAAUGGGUUAAGCCUUCCCCCAAAGCCUCUAGUGGCUGUCUCAUUGACAGCCACUAGAGGCGCUUGCGUGCUUCUCACUGUGAUUUUCACAGUGAGAGCACGCCAGCGUCCAUAGGAAAGCAUUGUAAAUGCUUUCCUAUGAGACCGGCUGAAUGCGCGCGCAGCUCUUGCCGCGCGUGCGCAUUCAGCCGGCGGGGCGUAACGGAGGCGGAGAGGAGGAGGAGAGCUCUCCGCCCAGCGCUGGAAAAAGGUAAGUUUUUACCCCUUUCCCCUUCCAGAGCCGGGCGGGAGGGGGACCCUGAGGGUGGGGGCACCCUCAGGGUACUAUAGUGCCAGGAAAACAAGUAUGUUUUCCUGGCACUAUAGUGGUCCUUUAACAAAUUAGCUACCGCAAUAAACAGAUAAUGUGAAACAGGGUAUUACUCUGGCACCAGUAGCAGAUUCUUUUAUUUAAUCUUAAGAUAAACAUUCCCUUAUGAUCUUUAUCGUGGGAAACUAGAACUUUGUUCAAUGGUGAACAUAUAAAAUGUGUCUUCAGGAACAAAAUCUGCUUGUUAAAACUUGUCUUUCCUUCAUUAAAGAUUAUUUCGCUGCACGUUGACCAACAUCCCUCAGACUCAAGCUUUGUUGAAUAAAGCCAAACUUCCCUUGGGGCUUCUUCUCCAUCCUUUCAAAGAUCUGUCGGUAUGAGGACAAUUUAUAUUUUCAAAAUUAUACUGUUUUUGUAAUGUGAAAUAUACAGUUUACUUUGUUAAACCCUUAAGGACCAAGACAAUUGUUUGUUUUAUAUUAAGAGCACCCACACUUAUUUAUCAUUUUGUUCAGGAGCACAUCAAAUAUUUAUAUAUAAAACAUAAUUUAAAAUGAAUACAAUCUAAGAAGUUUAAGAAAAUUUUAUUUUCCAAGUUCUGUUUUUAACUGUCAAUGUCAGUAAGCUUUUUCUGCAAUCAAGCACACAUUUGUAUGCUAUUCUCUCUCACGAGAACAGCAAUGUCCCCAUAUACAGGUUUUAUGGUGUUUUGGAAAGUUACAGGGUCAAAUAUAAAGCUUGCCCACCUCGGUUUUUACAUUUGGCAGAUUGGUUUCAUGGGCCUAUGUUGCCUGUGACGCUAUAUGGCAGACCAGGAAUAAAAAUUGCCCCAUCAUGGCAAUCCAUUUGCAAAAGUAGACAACCCAGGGUAUUCUAAAUGGGGUAUGCCCAGACUUUGUUAGUAGUCACUUAGUUGCAAAACAUGGUCAAAUUUAAUGUUCUGAUUUGUUGUUGUUUUUUUGGGGGAGGGUGAGUGGGAGGUGGGGUUAGGUUGCAAGUCACUUAUGCACUAACCACUUUAAAUCUCGUUCUAAUGAAAAGUCCGAACGGUGUCAACAGGUUAAAUUUGUAUUUUGGCAUCCCUGUAAACUAUAUAAAAGUAAAAUUGCCUACAUUUUACUACUUAAUCCCUUAAGGACACAACUUUUGAAAUAAAAGGGAAUCAUGACAGAAUAUUUCUAUCAUGUGUGCUUAAGGGGUUAAUAUUGUAAUCUUAAACAAUAAAUCUUAAAUCUUUCAUUUAAAAAGCUUGGUGGAGACUUCAAUAAUAAACAUAACAAUUUAUCUCUCUGCCAUAAGAAAAGGGGCCAAUGUGUUUAAUGUCUUUCUUUACAAAGCCUUUGUGUACAUAAAACUAUUAAAGGGGGUACAUUGUUACAGCUAUAUGCCAAGAAAAUGUUAGUGGUUUUAAAAUUGAUAUGUCACAAAGUGACUUUUCAUUACUCUAGUUUAAGCACAAAAUACUAAUGUAAACACUUGAUUACAAGUACUAGGUGUAAUGUUAUACCUGUGAAAAGAAGUUUGUUUUCUAAUGUAACCUAUGGAUAUUUUUUCCCUUUUAUCGUAAUUGUGAUUGUUUUUUCCCAGCAACUUCCUGUUGUCACUUCAAGUACAAUAGUCAGAUGUCGGACCUGUCGGACUUACAUAAAUCCCUUUGUCACAUUUUUGGACCAAAGGCGAUGGAAGUGCAACAUAUGCUACAGAGUAAACGACGGUAAGUUUGGAUAAAUUUAUAUUGUUAAAUAUAGUAAUUCCGUCUUUUAGGUUUAUUAGAGCUUCUGUAGACAGCAAUAAUGUAAAUUUAAAUUGGCGUAUAAUGGUUAUGUUCUGCAAGAUUUGUUUGCAAAAUCAGUACUGGGAUUUGCUUUGUGGGGGUUUAAGGAAAAGAGAUGAGAUAUUUUAGUUUAAAUGUUUUUCACAUAGGAUUACCAACAUGUGCGAUAUGUCAUACUCCAUUUCUGUCUUUGCUUUUUGGUUGUGAUAUUUUAGUCCCUGAAGAGUUUAUGUACAAUCCUGUAACCAGAGUUUAUGGAGAGCCUCAUAAAAGGCCAGAAGUCCAGAAUGCCACAAUUGAGUUUAUGGCACCUUCAGAAUACAUGGUAAGCAGACUUUUAGUGACAUUGCUCUUAGAUAUAUACUAAUUUUGUGAAAAUAUGACCAAGUAAUCUUUUCAGUACUAAUACUGUACUGCUCCUGCAAAUGAAACCUUCUGUCUGCUGCCAGGUUGAUUACAACUCUAGUUAAAGGGCUUUGCAUCAGUACAUGCAACUGAAGAGAAGAGAAAUGCAUAAGGAGCACAGAGCCAACAGUGCUCAUGUUUAAGAUGCAAAUAUAACUUUUGCAUAUGGUUUAAUUUCCACAGGCUACCUUGCGUAUUGUAGGUGAUAUAGCCACAUAUAGACAUAAUAUAAACUGUAUGUUGGCUUUUUAGUAUCUCUAUUCGCAAACAAAACUACAUAGUUUACUGUUUUGUUUUGGUUUUUUUUAAGGAUUCCUUGUAUGAUUUAUUUUAAAUUCCCUACACCCCCUCUCCCCCCCCUCGAGUUUAUAUAAAUGUUUAUUUUAAAUAACUUCACCUAGUCUACUGAAUAUUUAUAUAAUUUUUGUCUUUUAAUUAUAUUUCUUUUUUGUAGUUGCGUCCCCCACAGCCUCCAGUGUAUCUGUUCAUGUUUGAUGUAUCUCACAAUGCAAUAGAGACUGGCUACCUGGACACAGUUUGCAAGACUUUGCUAGACAAUCUUGACUGGUAGGUAUUUUAAAAAAGGAUUGCGUGCUUAAUGUAUAAUCUAGACCAUAAAAAGCCAAACCAUGCAAUAGAAUUUUAAAAAUGGCACUAUACAUCAAUGCAGUUUUAUGUUCAUACUGUAGUAGCAUAGCAUAGAACUCCUGGGACAUUUGUUUAUUAUUGAAAAAAAAAUCUUAAAGGAACAUUAGUGUUAGGAAUACAAACAUGUAUUCCUAACACUAUAGAACCCUUCUAUGUACUUGGGUUACCCCCUCCAUAGAGGAGGUGAUUUUACUUACUUUUUCUGACUUGCAGCUCUGGUCUCUGCAUUGGCAUCCUCCCUUGUUGGCUGAGAUCAUCAAAACAGAUGAUCUCAGCCAAUCCAAUGCUUUUACAUAUUAAAGCAUAGGGGAGGCUAGUGUACAUGCACCAAUCAGAUGGUUUCUUUGAGACUAUCUGAGAGAAACUGCCAAUGUUCUGAUCCUUUUACUGGAUUGAUUAAAUAAAAAUGUGUCCUCAAGUAUAGAACCCAGUGCUGUUUCUUCACUUGUUGACUUUUAUGCUUGAAUUUUAGGCAUUUUGUAAAAUUGAAAAAUAAGGAAAUACUUUAUACAGUCUAAAGCUGUUCAUUCCUUAUAAAUGUCUAAUGAAGGGGUUAAGAGUAUUGAAGCAGCUGAAAUUAAAGCAAAGUGGUGUUCUAAGUUGCAAUGCCUGGCCUUUAACCUAUACAUACUACAAGCUUCUGUUGCCGUCUUACAUUUUGAAAGAUGUAGACAUAUUCUGUUGGAUGAAGUCAUGAACUCUUUCAUGACAAGCGGAUGGCAAAUCCUGGCAGUCCUAGCAAAGUACAUGCCUUCAAUAAUUAAGUGACUGCUUCACUCCACAAGUAUGUUCUUUAAAGGUCCCUAAACAUUUCCCAAUCCCUCUUUUGCCACUGUCCAUUGAGGAACCACAGUCUACACAGAAUCCUUUGAGUGCCACUGGAGGUUUGGAAUUCUCAAGAUCCAAUGUUAACACAGCGGACAUAAGCAAGCACAGGCAUUGCACACAGAUAAUGGAACUAUAACAACAACUCUCAUUUAUCUGACCAAGCAUUUUGUCUUGCUCCACUCUUAUAACAUGUUUAUGACAUCUUGCUAAUAACUGCAUUUUUAAAAGAAAUUUAAGCUAAUUAGAAAAUUUAGUUUUUGGUUUGUUUGUGGUAAGAUUUCUGCUUGAUAAUUUACCUUCCAAAUUACAUCCCACAGGCUUCCUGGAAACACGAGGACAAAGAUUGGCUUCAUCACAUUUGAUAGCACAAUCCAUUUCUACAGUCUGCAAGAAGGAUUGUCACAGCCUCAGAUGUUAGUGGUAUCAGAUAUUGAUGGUAAGUAUCUCUUUAAUUCAUUUUAGAAAAAUAAAUUGAUUACUUUUUUCCUUUAAAAUUGAAACUACCUGGACAGUGAGAAAAACUCACAUUUUUUUAUUUUAAAUAAGUUAUUUCAUUCUGAAUGUAUUUCCUUCACUGCUAAUCGAAACACAUUUUUGUCUUAUUGCAGAUGUUUUCAUCCCUAUGCCUGAAAAUCUGCUGGUAAAUUUGAAUGAGAGCAAAGAGGUAAGACAUUUUGAAUGGUAAAGGAAUACUAUGGGGUCAUAAACACAAACAUGUUUUCAUGAUACUAUAAUGUUAAAAACCCAUGAUAGCACAUUUGCCCCCCAAUCCUGUUGACUCCUUUCAUGACAAGCAAAAAGCCAGCAGGGACUGACUGUGCUCACCCGAACAACUACAUUAAGCUGCAGUUGUUCUGGUUACAAUGUGUCUUCAGGCAACAGGAUAUGCAGUGUAGUGCUAGUUUAAUUAGGAGGAGCUAUCAUGUUAACUGUGUACUAUGCCAAUUAUUAAAGGGGUCAUAAUCUUGCUGUUAAACUUUAAAAUUAUCUCUCUCCUUAGCUGGCAGUAAUUGGAGAUUGCCUCUUGUUUGGUUUUAUUUGCUAGUGCAAGAUAGCAUUGAGCUGAAGUGAGAGAUGCUAAGCAGGUUACUUUUCUGCUUUAGUCUUUAAGCAGAUUGGUAUCAAGUCAGAAGUGUACAAUAAACAUUUUGUGCCAAACUUUGUAACUGGCUGAGAAAUUUAGUUGGCUCAGAAAUAGUUAUUCUGUUUUUAAUUCUAUUUUUUUUAAAUAAAAUUAACCAUAUUUUUUUGAUUGUUUGUUUUUUAAACAGCUUGUUCAAGACUUGCUAAAGAACCUGCCACAGAUGUUCACAAAGUCAGCAGAAACACAAAGUGCUUUGGGACCUGCAUUGCAAGCAGCAUACAAACUAACUUCACCCACAGGUGGACGCAUAUCUGUCUUCCAAACACAAAUUCCAUCUUUGGGAACAGGAGCAUUGAAACCAAGGGAAGAACCAAACCAAAAAUCUACUGCAAAGGUAUUAUUAAAAAUAGCAUAACUUUGCAGACCAUGGGGCUUCUUCCUCUGCUCAGCUAAACCAAAUUGCCCCCUUUUGUUUUCAAGUCCCUUUGGGUUCUGGGUGAAUAUUUCCACUUAUAACACUAGUUUUCCAACACUUGUAUGUUCUUUGUUCGACCUACUUUGAUGUUUUCUUUCUAAAUGCUUUAAAUGUAACUCUUUGUACAUGGACUGUAAGCUCAUUUGAGCAGGGUGCUCUUUAGCCUAUCAUUCCUGUAAGUUUUUUUGUAAUUGUCCUAUUUAUCGUUAAAUCCCCCCUCUUACUGUAUUGUGAAGCACUACGGAAUAUGUUGAGGCUAUAUAAAUGCCAAAAAUAAUGAUAAUAUACAGACUAAGCUUAAACUUCUCCCCCAUUCAUGGAUCUGGGAGCUUAUAUAAUUAUAAAACCAUUACAGCUGGGUCACCAUAUGUAUUAAUUUAAAUUGCCUAUUACAGUCCUCUGAAUAUACAAGCACUUUGCACAGAGGGUUACAUUUGAAAAUUUCCUUAGAAAUUGUUACCACAUUACAAAUGUUUUUAAUGCUUGCCAGCAAUCUGUGCUUUUGUUACUAUAUAUAUGGUUUUUUAUAUGUCACAUCUUCUCUCCUUUCUUUUUUAAAAUAAGAUUGAUCAUUAAUAUCUGGGAUCUGUGUGUGUGUGUAUGUAUAUAUGUAUGUAUGUAUGUGUGUGUGUGUGUGUGUGUGUGUAUAUAUAUCUUGCAUGUAUAUGUGUAUGUAUAUAUUUAUUAUUUUUUUUUUAUUAACUAAAAUUAUGGAAAACCUUUGUACUUGCCAGAUUAAAAUUAUGGAAAACCUUUGUACUUGCCAGAUUGCAGACCUGGUUGUAACACUCUUUCUUACCACAUAUCCAAGCCCUUUUUACUCACUGUGGGGCAAUCUGGACUUUCUGGCCGGCUCUAGGGACCAUCCUGCUUGCACCCUUCCAGACUGGCCUUGUCCAAGAGCCAAGCAUGUCUUGAUGGCAUCCACACAAGAUGGAUUCAUUGUGGACUUUUCUGCCAGAUCAAUCUGAGUCCUUCUUGCACUCCCUCAUACACAAGCAUGUCCAAAAUAUGUAACUGCCAUUCCAGCUCAGCAAUGCAUGUUGCUCUCUUUAACACCCUCUGAGACAAUGCGCAAAGUCAUUGCCCCACCACUAAAAUGUAUCUCUCUCAUUUACUCAAUGUUGAUACUCCCUACUGUGGUGGGAGUAAGUGCUGGGAAUGACACUGAAUGACGCUCUUGGUUAUCAAUUAUUAAUUGUAUAUUUUUUUUUUUAUUAUAUAUUUCUUGCUUAAUUUUCUUUUCUUAUUGAUGGUCAAGUGUGAUGUCGGUUCUGAAAUAUUGUGUUGCUCCUGCUGAAACUCCUGAAUUUGCUGAUUCUCCUGUUCUACACUUGAGUUUAUGUAACCUAUGAUAUUGGGGAUGUCAGUGAGUUUCUGAUUUUUAGCAAGUUUAAUCUAAAUUUAAAAAAAUUUCAGGAAAUUCAUAAUCUGACACCGGCAACUGAUUUCUACAAGAAACUGGCUUUGGAUUGUUCAGGGCAGCAGAUUGCUGUUGACCUUUUCCUCUUGAGCGGUCGAUACUCUGAUUUGGCUUCACUCGGUAAGUUAAAGAGUAGAAGUGUUCUCUGUUGGAUGCUAAAAAUGUUCCUUCUUAGGUUUGCGUUAUGGUAUUUCUAACCUUUUUCUUAUUUUAGGUUGCAUUUCUAGAUAUUCAGCUGGGAGCGUGUUUUAUUAUCGUGCCUACCACCAUCAACGCAAUCCUGUACAAGUAGAAAAACUUCAGAAAGAGCUUAAACGUUACCUUACACGGAAGAUUGGUUUUGAGGCGGUCAUGAGGAUAAGGUGCACUAAAGGUUCGCAUUAUUUUCUCAGUUGUUUAAAAAUAAACCAAUAGUCUAUUAUCUAAUUGUCAAGCAUAGGAUAAGCAGUUCAUGAAAAGCCACUACUGAUAGACCUGAAUGUUUUUAGGUAAAACUAUAAGCACAUGGUGUUCUUGUAUUGGUUGAUUUUGUUCUAUAGAUCCAAAUUUAAGUUAAUUAAUUUUGUUUAUAAUUGCUACCAUGUCAGAUAAUGUGUACCCCCUGACGUUCUCUUCUCCCUUUUCAGGCCUUUCCAUCCAUACUUUCCAUGGGAACUUCUUUGUCCGAUCCACAGAUUUGCUGUCUCUCCCAAAUGUCAACCCUGAUGCAGGAUAUGCCGUACAAAUGUCAGUGGAGGAAAAUCUGACCGACACGCCUGUGGUGUCUUUCCAGUCUGCUCUCUUAUACACCUCCAGCAAAGGUUUUAAAACCUCUUUCUAAUACAAAAGCAAUCAUUAGUGGAUUGAGACCAAAUAACCAACCAAUGUAAAAAAAAAAAAAAAAUAUGAUAUACCCUAAAAUGCUUAUAUACUAGUGGAUCAAUGUUCCACGCUGGAUUAAUGCUUAAAUCUCACCCUUAAAAUAUUGCUAUAAGACUAUUCUAUUAAUAGUCUCCCAAAGUCUGAAAAUAAGGGAGGAAUGUACAGAAGUGCAAAUAAUGAAAAUGGAAGAUACAAUUAGCCAUUUUAAAUACAAAUGCCCUGUAUCAAUGUACAAUGCAAUUCAUAAUAAAUACCUUGGGAGAGAACAAAGUGACUGUUAGAAAAAGAGUUGAAAGAAAUGUAGGGGAUCAACAAAUCGUAUCUUUGUCUAGGGCAACCAAAUCCUUGCUACGCUACUAAUAUUGUGACUUUGUAUAUACUGAGCCAUUACCCAAUUCCAAAUGUUCCUUUUCAGGUGAGAGAAGGAUUCGUGUGCAUACCAUGUGCCUACCUGUUGUUCCAGUGCUAUCAGAUAUCUAUGCAGGGGCUGAUGUACAAGCCAUAACAGGACUUUUGGCAAAUAUGGGUAUGCAUUAAGAAAGUAAACCUGCAUUGUGUACAUAUUUCAUUUAUCACAAAUAAUGAUCAUGUUUAUUCGAAUACAAGCAUGUCUGUACAAUAUUUACUACAGACUAAACAAUGUAUGUACUGCUAAUUUGAGCUAAAUCAAGUUUGAGCUACGUGUUUUUUUUGUUUUUGUUUUUUUUAUCAUGCUUUUUUUGUGCUGUAAAUUCCUUGUAAUCCAUGUAAUUUGAUCUGAUUUGAUGGGUCUUCCCAAAUAUAAGUAGUUUGUUAUUCUAACAGGGCAUUUUCUUUAGAUUUCUAAUACAUUUUCUUUUCGUUAAUAUAUUCAAUCAAUAACAUGAGAUACAGAUCUCAGCAAAUGUAACUGUAUAUUUCUUGUAGCAUUAUUAAAUGGUUUAAAAUAUGCUGAGGAUAAUUGAGGCUUACGGUGUAUGUAAUGGUUAAAACUUCUGUUUAAACUUCAGAAUACUUCCAUUUUAGGAAACUAACUGAAUAUUGCAGAGCGCGUUUUGUCGUGCCUGCCCGAUAGCCUACCAGUGCUUGUCUAUGGGAAAGCAUUGGAUUUGCUGAGAUUAUAAAGUUUGAUUUCAAACAAGGGGGUGGAGCUUGGGCCGGGUCACGUUAAGUUCGCCACAGUGAGUAAAUCAUCUUUUUAACCAGAGGUUUGGGGGUUGGAGGCAGGAGCCUAAACCGCUUUUUAGACCUGUAGUGUCAAGAAUACAUGUUUAUAUUCCUGACAGUAUAGUGUUCUUUUAACCCUAUUAUAUGCGUGUUUUGGUUUAUACCUGAUUUCAGCAGACUGAGUAGUGGGAGUUCUAAAACUUUUAUUUAGUUGUGGAUGAGAGUUGUGCAAAGCAACAGACCCCUUUUUCUUUCUGUUCCACCAUCUGGUCCUUCAUUGCUCAAAAUAAAACUACAAACUGAAAAUGAAACUAAAUAAAAAUGCAAGGAAGGAAGGGGAAGGAGAAUUACUUUAAUUCAAACUAGGUUAGUGACAGUCAAGGGUAUCCAAGAACCCUAUUUAUUACUAAAAGAAACACUGGUGUUAAGAAUAAAAAGAUGUAUUAGUCCUGCUACCUGUCUAGUGGUCAUGUGCAACAAAACGUUGCGCUGCACCAAUCAAAUGCUGUUCUGUUACAUAGUUUAACUUGGUUAUAGCAGGGGAAGCAUCUGAGGAAGACAGAACAGCAAUGUAUUUUACAUUGCAAGCCUAUAAAGACAGGGGCACCAAGACAGCUUCAUUGUCAGUCUUUGUUGUCCCUUUAGGGUUAAUAUGACUUGGCAUAGGCUGUUGGAAAGAGAUUUACUUAAAGGGAGCAUUGGCACUUCAUUUCAGAGCAAAAACAAUACAAGAUUUUACUAAAGCAAGGAGCGGUUAAAUGCGUUAAAGUUGUGUUUGUUGCCAGAGUUUCUUUAAUAAUUCUUAAAGUCUCUUGGACCUAAUUCAAAGAUAUGUGGAGUAGUAAAUGUGUUUUUUUUUUUAAUUUUUUUUUUUAUAGCUGUUGAUCGAUCCAUUUCUUCAAGCUUGAGUGAUGCGCGUGAUGCUUUAGUAAAUGCUGCAAUCGAUUCCCUUGGUGCAUAUCGAAGCUCAGUGUUAACUGUUCAGCAGCCUGGCCUUUUGGCCCCUCGCUGUUUGCGUCUCUUUCCAAUGUUUGUUUUGGCUCUUUUGAAACAGGUUAGUGGGAUCUGUAUUUCUCUUGUUACAUAGUCUUGUAAGUACAUUUCUAAAAUAUAUUGAUAUUUACAUGAAAAUUGAAGUGUGCAUGUUAUAUACAAAUGUUAUAUAUAUAUGCAUGUUCUAUAUUGGUCUCCAAUUCUUGGUAACUGUUUAUUUCUUUACUUUAGAAAGCAUUCCAGACUGGGACAAAUGCAAGUUUGGAUGAGCGAACGUUUGCCAUGUGUCAGAUUAAGAGCCAGCCAUUGGCAUACAUCAUGCUCAUGAUCCACCCAAAUUUAUACAGAGUCGAUAAUCUGACAGAUGAGGUUUGUCAUUUUUUUUAAUAUAUAUCUGUUGUGUUUGAAUUGUGUCUGAUUUCAACAGACAUGGAAAAAAAGUCAAAGAAAAAUCCUUGAGAGAACAUAGAUGGAAAAAAAAGUUUGCGUUUGUAAAAACCUACUAUCUAAUACAUUUAUUAGAAAUGUCUUGUUUAGCUUAAAUAAAGAUGAAAAUAUUUCAGUGUAGUUUUUCUUUCACACUUGCUAUUUCCUUUUUAGUAUUUCUUCAUAAAGGUGAAAAUAAAAGUGAAGAGUGAGACAUUUUAAGAAAAACUAAAUGUUUAAUUUAGCUUUUAAAAAUAUUAGUAGUGCAUAUUUUCUGUCAUCACCUUACAGCUAAUAUUUACUUAAAUGUUUUUCUUACCCAGGGAGCUCUUAAUAUCAACGAUAGGACAAUACCCCAACCACCCAUUCUCCAGCUCUCUGUAGAGAAACUAAAUAGAGAUGGUGCUUACCUGAUGGAUGCUGGCACUGUAAGUACAUGUAUAAUAACGGUACAGUUGAGUCAAAAUUUGGGGGCAUGAGGAGGCUGGAGAACCACACAUAACUGAAAGGCCUGCCCAAUAAUGCAGUCUGACCAAGAUUAUAGUAAAUAGGUUUAUAAACAUUUAUUACAUACUUUGGCAGGCAGAUUGAAAAAUAACAUGUAAGAUCUAAAUUAAUGUUGUGUUAUUUCUCCAGCCAAGUUCCUGUACGUUGUGUUUCUGUUUUCAGUACACUUUUAAUUUGGGAAAGGUAAAAUGGAGCAUAUAUUACAGAGGAGUUUACCAUGAAGGAUUUAAUGAGUGUAUUGGAGCUGUGAUUCGCCAACUAUAAUAAGAGAAGCUUCAGGAGGCUGAUCAUAGUUUCAAUGGUGGGGACUUAGGAAAGACUGAGUCAAGAUGAAGAAGGGGGGAUAAUGACAGAAAGAUUAACACUUCAUGAAAAUAAAAGCUUUUUUUUAAAGUCCCCAUGUGGGUGCAAUUGUGUAAUUUAUAUGGUUACAAUUUCCAGAUAAAUUUAUUUUACAUUACUUUAAUGAACAUGAAUCAAGUUUUAGAUAUAGUGAGGGAAAUGACAAAUAACUGCUCACAAUUCAAAAUUUAAAGUGGAGAAAUUAGUCCGUCACUGUUGAAAGCAGUGUCCAUGUAUUCACUGUCUGUAAAAAAAAAAUAUAAUGUAAUUUAAUGUAUUAUUUAGGCUUUGUUGUUGUGGGUUGGACGCAACUGCAGCCAGAACUUCUUCACGCAAGUUCUUGGAGUCUCUAAUUAUGGCUCAAUGGCCCAAGAAAUGGUGAGAAUUUUCUUCUUUUUUUUUUUGCAGCCAAGUACAAGGUUUGCUAUUACAGUAGAAUGGUCAGUUCCCAGGAUUUUGUAUCAUUCCCUUCUCCAUUUUCCAAAUUUCCUGAUUAAACAAAUACCCCUGUAUCUUCUAUUUGGCCGUUAUAAGUUUUAUAACAAAUAUUUUUUUCAGUCACUGCCAUCAUGUAAUUCACAUCUAGUCAAAAUGAAUAAACAAAAUAUUUAGCAAAUGUGUUUUUCUGAAUAAAUGUUUGUGAAACUCACACUGCUGUAUUUAGCUCUAUCCAGUAACUGAUGCCUCAAGUUGGGCUCCCUGUCAGGCAUUGUUAUUUUGCCCUUUUAUUUUGUCAUCUUGUCAUUUGCAUUGUUUGCCAUGGCUUGUUUAAAGGGGUCCUUUUUAAGAAAGUGAAAAUGUUAAUGCUGGCAAUUUUCAGUAAGUUGUUUUGAAAGUUGGCAGCAAGCUAGUUGCUGUAAAAAUUUUAAUGUGCCUUUUCUUCCUGUGAUAGAACCAGCUGCCUGAACUUGAUACAGCUGAAUCUUCCAGAGCUGUAGCUUUUAUCUCUUGGCUUCGAGAGCAGAGACCUUUUUUCCCGACAUUACAUGUAAUCCGGUAAGUGAAGUCCUUUCUGGAUUGGCACUACAUUUGUGUUAAUUUUAUAGUUAUUUUUUUUACACAUAAUCACUGGGUACAUUGCAAGUGUCUGGUUUACAUUAUUGGAUUUUUUUCAAAUGCAGAUUUGACCUACAUAACAUAUUCCCUGUAGUAGUAAUAACAAUACCAUCUAAAAAAUAUAAUCUGAGAUUUUAGCUCAUAUUUUAUAUCAUGCCCUCUGCCUGGUCAAAAUAACUCUGUUGCCUUGUUGGGCAGUAUAAGUUUUCUGGAGGGGGCCCUCCAUCUUUUGUUACCUUUUGCCCUUGGACUUCCCCACUCUUCCCUUGGUGGUGAAAGAAAUGAGUGACCUCUGGGGAAAGGUGUGGGAACAUGUACAAUAAUGUAUUGAUUCAUUAUGUAUAAGGUCUCAUCUAAAACUUGAUUUAUGUGCAAUACAGUUCGAGAAUGUUGACAUGAUACAUAUAUAUCUAAUCUCUCUAGAGAUUUGAGUAGUGGUUUCUAUACAGGACGACAUAACUGGAGGUUGUAGUAAAUGCACGAUGUAGUCAUCAAGCAGUGGAAGCAGAGCCAAAUUCAGUUGAAGAGCUAAAAAAAGGUUUGAUAUGAUACACACAAGUAUCCUAAAUUUAGGAGGGAAAAUUCCUGUACUUAAAUUGACAGAUUUUAUGGGCCAACUGACUUUUGUCUGCCAUUUAAAUCUGUUUCUAUGCAAGUCUAUCACAUUUAUAAUGCUGGAUUUCAUAACAAAUUGUUUGUUUGUUAUUGUAAUAAACUAUGUUUUGUACUUGGAUGUGCAUUUCACAAAUUAAGCUUUUUUAUUUAUUUAUUUUUAUGCAGGGAUGAAAGCCCACUGAAAACUACAUUUCUCCAGAACAUGAUAGAAGACCGAACAGAAUCUGCCUUAUCAUAUUAUGAAUUUCUCCUCCACAUCCAGCAGCAAGUGAACAAGUAACACUGCACAGAGCCAACUACAAGAAGAUAUCCUUUCAGCAGGUCCAUACUGCAUAGUCUACAUAAUGCCUCUUCCGCAAUGUUUGUAGGCAAUAUGCGUUAAAAUGUGCAUACACUGUGAUUUCAACAACAAAAAAUAUCUAAUGAGAUGACUCUUUGGGGACUGGAAUGUGCUAGCACACACAUUGUAAUUUUAAAUGAGAUUUAGGGCAAAAUAAACAAUCAAACCUCUACCAAAUACUCAUCUGAAAUUUCUAGCAAGUUCCCUCAUGUUUGACAGAUGGGUAUGUAACACUACGCAGCAGUCUUCACUGGCACCAAAGGGUUCUCACAAUAUUCAGGAGGUGAUGAGAUGUUCAUAAAAUAAAAUUAGCUCUUUUUUCUUUUUUUUAACAGAAUAUUUUUGUUUGCCAUUAUCCAUAUUUUUUUUUUUUUGCUGCUAGUUUUACAGUCAUCAAUUGUAAGCAGUUAAAAUUCAUCUAAACUGAUUAUUUCAUAGAUUGGCCAAGAUAACUGUUUAUAAAACCAGAAGUUUAUCUUUUGUAAAGGUCUAUAGAUCCUCUUCACCUUAGGACCAAAGUGAGGAAAAGGCCGAUAGGAACUUAAUGAAGAAAACACAGGUGCAUCAACCUAUUCUUACUGGCAACAUCUCUGUGGAGCAGUUCUUGCUUUGAACAAAAUGCUGACUAAGGAGAUUAUUGUGUAUUGCUUUUUUUUUUUUGCCAUUCGGGGACAUUGGAAUUAUUUUGAUUUUACCAGCUUAUAAAUCAGCGGCAUAAAUGAUGAUAUAUUUCAUUUUAGACAAACUAGAAUAGGAGGAAAUCGUUUUAUGUAGUAAUGAUAAGAACCAAUAAAAAUGAGCAUAGUAUUUUAGAGAAUACAUCAUGCCUGAAAACGUGGUGGCCAUAGACUCCCCUCUUCUUGAGGGAGGAGUUCCAACCUCUAACAUUUCAGCACUCGUUCAAAAGUAAGUGGAAAACACCAUAAAAUCUGCACACUUGGUGGUGGAGCUAAAUACAAAGUUGAACUAAAGCUGACACUUCUUUGUUUUAACCACCCCCAGCCCGUGGUUGAUUUUUAGAGUAAACAAAGGUAAUACCUAAGCAUGCAUUAUCAUGGGUUUUUGUUUUUUUGCAUUGUUUUUUUUUUUUUUUCUCCACCCAGAAGACUCCUCUCUCUCAAUCCAUAACUUACAUACUGUGGUUCACAAAAUGCAUUUUAAUGCAUUUGUUUUCCAUAUACGAAGUUGAUAGUUUUAUUUAGAACCAAUGACCAGCAAGAUUUUGGGGCUAGGGGUGUGAUUGCUAAAGAAAAGAACAUAUUGUUUUGCUUCUUGUUCUUAUCUGGAAGAAAAAUCCAUUUUCAGGAAGGACAGAAUUAUAAAAUUAAUAAAGUAGAGACUAAAUGUAAUUUAUUCAUUAAACAUUUUUACUUAUUUGGUCCUGUAUGGAAGUGCACCUUUAAUUGUGUUGCAUUGAUCGGCUCCAUGAAAGAUGGAAUGGUUUAGACUGCUUUGCUAUGCAACAAGUCUUUCUGCCGUCCCUGUGUGUGUUAAAAGCUGGCACAAGUUUCUAUAUUAAUAACUCUAAUUUAUUGUGAUGUAAACAGAACAAAAUGUGUGUAAUAACCUGAUAUAGAUUUUCUUGUUUUAAUAAAAGGCACCUUUUAUUCUGGGAUUUCAUGUUAAUAAAGUUUUUAAAGAUUAAUGUUUCUCCCUUUGGGGUUUAUUUCCUAAACCAGGAAUUGUGGAGGAUUGACAGGGGAUUUGUAAAUCAUGAUAUUAAAUAUCAAUGCUGGUGGGGGGGUGGGUGGAGGGGGGAAGAAUUUUGGCAUAAGCCUAUACUAUUCCCUUCUCCAUUUUCCAAAUUUCCUGAUUAAACAAAUACCCCUGUAUCUUCUAUUUGGCCGUUAUAAGUUUUAUAACAAAUAUAUAUUUUUUUCAGUCACUGCCAUCAUGUAAUUCACAUCUCCUAGUGAAAAUGAAUAAAUAAAAUCACAGAAUUGUAAUCUCAUACUGCAACAUCUCUUCUUUUGAUAGAUGAAAUCAAUUUCAAUGUCAAAUUUUCUUUCAAUGCUAUUGGUAAUCACGUCAGGGGCCAUUUAUUGAGUUGACGUACAAUGCUGUAAUUCUCAAAGCUGUAGAAAAUCUGUAUCCAUUAAAACGAG
Messenger RNA from Pelobates cultripes (western spadefoot toad), 52866 nucleotides. NCBI's taxonomy places the organism in Eukaryota, Metazoa, Chordata, Amphibia, Anura, Pelobatidae. The record is from the annotation of a GenBank genome assembly.